Xyrichtys novacula (pearly razorfish) is the source of this 57730-nucleotide messenger RNA. Lineage: Eukaryota; Metazoa; Chordata; Actinopteri; Labriformes; Labridae. The record is from the annotation of a GenBank genome assembly.
GGAAGUGCUGAUGGCGAUGAGGAUCUGAAAGGCAACCUUGUUACAGGAAGGAUGACUGGAUGUUUGGACCAAACAAAGUCAAAAAUAAGCGUCACAGGCUCUCAAGAAACAGGGGCUUUACAGUAGGUAGGUGUUGUGCAUUUGUUUAAUAUAAUUUGUCAGGUGGUAGACUCCCUUUACUCAUAUCAUUUUCAAAUCAGUGCAGAUAGUCUGAAUCAAAGAGGGUAUUCAAACAGGGCUGCACCUACACCAUGACUGCAAGUCUGACUCAGAGGUCUUUCUUUUACUAAUAUAACAAAGACUUGAUGAUAAAUUUCCAAUGGGGGUUUCCACCUUUUUGUCUGUAGCCAAGGAAUCUCAACAUUGUUAUCAUUGACACCUGCUCUCUGAACCAAAACAAAGAUAAGCAAGUCAAUAUAGUAGACAGACUUCUUUAAACUUAAAAGUUCAGUUAAUUCAAACUGUGACAAGAUUUAUCAACUCAAAGUGAGUUUAUUUUUGGCUGCUACAAUCAAUCAAUUUAGCUUACAGCAGACUGUUGGAAAAAUGCUAAGCUAACAUUUCUUGCACUUAAAUGAAAUAUGUUUAUAAUUAGAUUUUUUUUUGUCCAAAUUAUGAAGAAAAGUUUUCAGUCACACAGAAAGAUGUUUUACUAUCAUUAGCCUUAGAAAGUUAAGCGGGUAGCCUUGAGCAGCUGGUGGCCAAGUGCUUUAGAAUUAUAUGUUAAAAACCACAAACUGGAAAAAUUACUUUAAUUUUUUUCAAACUCUUUAUAGGAAUAAUGUGCAGUAAAAAUAUAAAAGUCCAAAGAAGAAAAAUAGAAAAGCAAACCCAUUUACAGUCGCUUAUGCAGUUAUGUUAGCAAAGCAGUAGCCUCAAACUAAACAUUAAGUUUGGUCGAUGAGUAAUAAGUCCUCAACAAAGUGUCCACAGAUCAAUUUUCAAUAAUUACAUCGGCUUUCAGAAACAGAACUGUACCAUGAAAAGUGUUAUUAAUAACAAAAUGUGUAUGUAAAACAACUUCUGUCCAAGUCUUUUUAUCAAUAUUUUUAAUAAUUGCGUUGUGACUCAUGUAGCUUUCUGUAAGGGACCAAAAACUUGCUGAAAAAUGAGAUUAUGUACAAUGAAAAGUUCUUGAAAAAGUUCCAGAUUCCAAAGACACAAUAAAGUAGUGCCAAGGGGGAUUAAGAGAUCAACUAUCUAAAUCUGAGUCAGCAUUCCCGUACUCUCUCAGCUCACACUACCACUCACACCUGAACAAUGUUCAUUCAUGACACGGACAAAAGAGUAUUGCUAAACACGCUGGCUCCAAUUAAAAACAAAGAAUCUGAGUUUCUCAAGCUUUAGUUUGGCUCCUCUGUAAGUUGGGAAUGUCUAAUUUAAGGGAAAACCCUGAGGGACAUGUUGGUCUGCCAAUGCCAAGUUUAAAAAGGAAAUGCCAUGAUCCUUCCCAAGAAAAAAGGGCAUCUCUCAACCACGAUAAAUAAAGCAGAAUUAGGUACAUUUUUUCGGUCUUUAGGAUAAGGGUCUCCUUUUUCUCACACACAAAAAACAUGUCUUGAAAGUGAGAGAGUGAAGUCUUGUAGUGAAGGAGUUGCGCAGAGAGUUCUUGCUAUUUUGACAUUUUGAAGCCUUGUGGCAGAGAGAGAGGAUGCAGAAGUGGUCUGAGUUUUAAAGAUAGCUCUCUAGUAUUUAUACAGAGAUCUGCAUGAGCGCAUAGGCUGACUGGCAGUAUGACGUGCUGUAGCUUGCAGACCACAGCUCUGUGACUCGACUAAGCACACCCUAAAUCCACCAAAAGAGACACGCCUACUGCACCCUGUCUACACUAUCAGGCCCAAGAACUCGAGUGCACUUCUGUUUCUUCUUCCUCCCUCGAGUUGCUUUCUGUUCCUCUACGUCUUGUCUUUUACUUUUAUACGUUUAGUUUGGUGAAUACAGACCAGGAUGGCGGAGCUGGAGGGUCUGGAGUUUGGGAAGUCAGACUUUGUGCUCCUGGAUGAAGUGACGAUGGAGCAGUUUAUGGAGAAUCUGAAGUUGAGGUAAGGUCUGAAGUGUCUGUCUGAUGGAGGGAAGGGAGGGGAAGCGGCUGGAUGUCAGAGAUGCAACGAGUAAUGGUUCAUAUACGGCUAACGUAUUAACAAAAAGGCAUGUUUCUUGAAGUUUUUGGUUAUGUUUCAACAAAAUAGGGUGACAUUCAUUUCAUACUUGCACAAUUCAAGUACAUUAAACACUUGAACUUAGUCAAACUUAGAAAAUUCUCAUAUUAAAGUAUUAAGACAAGCUUACCUUGGAGACUUGGAGUAAAAUACAGAUACAAAACAAGGAAUUUAAAUGAACAUAAAGGGUAAAAAUUGAGUCACUUCUACCUUCCCGCUCACUCGCAUGUGUCAGAUAACAGUCUGCGGUUUAUUUCACCACCGUCUCACAUCACAGGAAGAGCAAAGGGCAUGCAACAUCACCAAUUAACCACUUGAUCUGUCUUCAUCUCUCUCUUUCUGCCCAUCUCCUCUUAGCAGAUGACUGCUCAGGUUCUGUCCAAGGUUUCUUCCUGCAUAAAGUUUUUUACCUGCAAGUGUGGCCAAGUGCCUAAUCUUUGGUGGAUUAAUGUUAAGUCUCAAUAGAUAAUGUUAAUUGGUAUUCAUCAUGACUAACUGAGUGACUUCUUAGAUGAUACUUUUGUAAGUGUAGAGUUUUUAAGGCCAUCCUCACUUCCCUUUACACAGUCUCAGCCCAUCCUGUUUGGUAGAUGGUCCCUCACCUGUUGGAUUUGGUUCUGCUUGAAUGGUUUAAUGUAUAGUGUCUCAGAGGAACACCUCUCAAGAGGACAGUUUAGUCCACAUGCUUGAUGCUGUUGUGAGAAACCUGUAAGUUCUCCACCAACAUUUGCAUGUGUGAUGCUCGAGGGUUGUGUACUCAUCUCUAAGUAUAGACAGUGUUUCAUUUUUGUGGCCGUUCUCAUUUCCUCAGUGUCUUUUACGGGGGUGAUGUGUUACAGGUUUUAACUGUCAGACAUCACUGCUGAUUUUUAGCUAUAGUCAAAAGAAGUUAGCUCAAAUUUUUGAUUUGAAAGUGGUGUCAACGUCUCAAGAAAUAGUUCCAGUGAUUCCACAGUUGGUAAUGCUUCAGUGGUUCCUUAUCAGUCUGCUUGUAGGACAAAUUAACAACAGACAGGUCAUUUCAAUUCUCAGUCAAGUCAAGGUCAAACAUGAACUGUCAUCUGGUAGCAAUCGAUAAGUAAGAGAUACACUCACCACCUCUGCAGUUGUUGCCUGGAUUGCAGGACAGACUUCAAUAUCCAAAUGAAUAAAUCCCUCAUGUUCUUUCGUGUAAUGACGACAACUGGUGCCUUUCCCGCUGCAUCAACAAGACUUCCGAUUGAUUUGAUGGAUCAUGUCUGAUCUAGUUUCUGGAGUAUGGGGUUUUGUUCAGCCAGAAUCAAGUGUUUAUUGACCUUUUCGUGUUUCAAAUACACAGGCCAGACAUCCCCAUAAAAAGGACCAUCAGGGUCAUUCCUAGAGUCCAUGUUUAAGAACAGUGAUGGCAAUGUACUGCUCAAAGCUAUAUUCACUAGCUUCAAUUUGAUCCUGGGGCUUGAAGGAGUCAUCCUGAUGGACCCACAACAGUUGGGUGGGCUCUUGAUGAGUCUGCUAGUGAUGGUGGUUUCCCCCUGGCUGGUUAAUAAACUGGUUCAGGAUAAGGUGAUAGAAAGUGAUAAUUGGGAGAUCGACUUGUUGCUGAGCAUAAAUAAUAGGUGUUUCAAGAUUGAUGAGUUCUGGGGACUUUUUCAGGAAGAACCAUCAGGGCUCUUACCAACUGUUACUUGCUGUCAUUUACAGUGGGAUUUAAAAAUUGUAUUUUUUAAAUCCCACACUUGCUUAUGGACCAAUCACUCCACACUUAACUUCUAUCCAAGAACCUCUUGGAGGUGUACCAGAAGCUAGAAGGUUCCUUUGAAUAGGGUUUUAGGACCAAAAUAGUUCAUAGUUCCUUUGGUGCUGAAUCAGUGAUAAGUAUCAGAGUUCCAAAAGUUCCCUGGACCAUGACAACGUUAAUGUAGUUAAAAACACAUUGUUUUCAAUGCAACUCUUACUUCCUCAUUUACUUUAAUGGGUAACAGGUCUGAAGUUUAAACUGUCAGACAUCACAGUUUUAUUCCAGCAGUCUUUAAAAGUGUCAGCAGAGACGCAAUCACAUCAGACGGUUUUAAAAAAGACAAUUCACACUUUCUUAGCUGACGUAAGCACAGCAGAUGGCUCAAAAUGAACAUUUUUAGCAUUCCUGCCCUGGCUGGGAGUCCGUCUGUCAUCCCUGGUUGGCAAAUAUUAGCCGGUGUUUCAUCACACAGCUUGAGCAGACUUGUCUGAUGGCGAAAAAAACAAGCUUAAGUUUGUGCUGACUUUGCUGCAGUCAAGAUGAGUGUUUUUCUCAUGUUUCCUUUUGUCAGCUGAAUUUUUCCUGAUCAGAUUCCUGUUACGGUUGAUGUACAGACAGGCCCUUACCAUUACAAAUUUUUUAAACUACAAGAGGUCAUGACUGGGAUUAGAACCUCUUGUAAGGGGCAGAGGAGGGUUUUUUUUAACCUUGAUUGGAUAUAAGAGUAAGUGUUGUCCGAGAUGAAAUUUUCCAGGGGUUGUGCAGACUUCUAUGUAUGAAAUAAAUCAGAAUUGAGUGCAGGAAAGGUAUAAGUGUGCAGAAUGAUUACAGUAACUUGCUAGUCUGAAAGAACGUGACAAUGGCCAGGGGGGUGAGUUUGGGACCAGAAAUCCAGAGAUAGGAAAGUUGCAUCUCAAGAAGCCUUUAGAAUCAAACAGUUUUGUUCCAGCUUUGUCAUUUUGCUCCAUUACACUGAAUUACACGUCAAUUUCACUCCCCUCAUGCUUAACAAAGCCACAGAAAGUUACAAAAAGUGGUGACGCCCUUCAAACCACAAUUUCCUGCUUUCGGUGUACAAAUGCUUGUGUCACUUCCUGUCAGCCAUACACGAUAUGAAGGUGGGUUUAUACGGAACUUCAAUACUGAAGGUUUUUUUUUUUUACAUGGGUGGUGGUGUGAAAUUGCCAUGGAGAAGAGUGCCUUUGUUUUCUCCUUUAAUUUUAACUGUCACACAAAUAAGCAGAAAAAUGUUUGAAGGGCCAUUUACGUGCACAUGUAUGUAAACUUUGCCUCCAGUUUUUCUGACUUUACUCUCGUUUGGACAGGUUUGAAAAGGGACGGAUCUACACCUACAUUGGAGAAGUAGUUGUCUCCGUGAACCCCUACAGACAUAUGGACAUCUACGGCAAAGACACCAUUGAAGCCUAUAGGGGCCGAGAGCUUUAUGAAAACCCUCCUCACCUGUAUGCUGUAUCUGAUGCUGCAUAUAAAGCCAUGAAGAGGCGAGCCAAAGACACCUGUAUAGUCAUAUCAGGUCUGUUUCUAUUACACUCUUAAACUUUGUUGGUGUUGUACUUAUGCGCCACCUACUUUCCCAACCAUGAACCUAAACAUGAUAACAAAGAACUAAGUUUUGACUCUAUUGUUUGGAGAAGAAGUCCUCAUGGCAUCAUGACAAUAAACAUGUUGGAACUAGAGAUUGUUUGAUGGAUCCAAACACUCAUCUUUCCUGUUCCUGGAUAUUUACCUUAGUUAAUUGCAAGUCUUGGCCUUUGGGUGGCGCCAGAUGAAAAGUUAUCCUGUGACUACUGCUGCCAUUGACAUCUUGUAGGCAGUGGAUUUUUUUCAAUAUAAAUUGAUAGGUUUUUCUUGAUAAGUUGAAUAAUUGUGUAUUCCAAUACUAUAAAUAAGCAAACAUACACUUGUAAGGAGAUUUUGGUAUUUUUACUUUAAGACGUUAUUCGUUUAUUCACCCUCUCUAAGUGUUUUGAAAGUGUUUUCUAAAAGUUUUGAUCCACCACCAUACGAAAAGCUACUCAAACAGUGCUGCUUUGUAGGUUUUUGAAAGCCUGAGUUUAUUCAAUAUCAAAACUUAAGAGACAUAACCAGUUUAUUUAACUAAUUUGGAUAUAACUUUUUUUUUACUGCAGCAAAUGUGAUGAAUUUUUUUUUCUAAGCUUAAUUUGAAAUUUUAUUUGAAAACAUGAAUUCAAAAUUUUCACCAAGUCAAUAAUAAAGCCAGGACAGAAAAACGUCCUCUAAAGUCCCUCGUGGCUGUUGAAAGCCACUUGUUUUGUCGGCUGUAAAAUCAUAUUGGAUUAAUAUUUUUUUCUGAUUUUUUUUCACAAAUCUCUUAUUUUACUUCUGCCCUGUUCGAAACUAGCAAAUGUUUCAUUAAAAACAGUUUUUUUAGUUUCAUUGAAAAUAAAAAUUUUAACCCUUUAAGGGCCAAUUUAAGACAUAAAGUCACUUAAAAAGCAAAAAAAAAUGGAAGGAAAAAUUUAAGGAAAAUGACCCAUUUUUUAAAUAAAACAUGAUCAGAAACUGGUAAUCUCUUGCAGGGUAUUAAAGUCUUGAAUAUGUCAGCGAUUAGUGAUAUAAUUGAAUUCAAUGCAUUUUAAGUUUUUCUGUAGCAUCAGAUUUGAUGAAAGACUGCCUUUGGCGCCUCCCAGUGGCCAAAACUGCCUUUUCUGCUGUAAAAUCAUAUUGGAUUAAUAUUUUUUUCAGAUUUUUUUUCAUACAUUUUUUUAUUUUAAUUCUGCCCUGUUCAAAACUAGCAAAUAGUUCAUUGAAAAUAAAAAUUUUAACCCUUUAAGGACCAAUUUAAGACAUAAAGUCACUUAAAAAGCAAAUAAAAUGGAAGGAAAAUGAAGGAAACUGACCCAUUUUUUUAAUAAAACAUGAUCAGAAACUGGUAAUCUCUUGCAGGGUAUUAAAGUCUUGAAUAUGUCAGAGAUUAGUAAUAUAAUUUACUUAUAUGCAUUUUCAGUUUUUCUGUAGCAUCAGAUUUAAUGAAAAACUGCGUUUGGCGCCUCCCAGUGGCCAAAACCACUAUUUCUGCUGUAAAAUCAUAUUGGAUUAAUAUUUUUUUCAGAUUUUUUUUCAUACAGCUCUUAUUUUACUUCUACCCUGUUCAAAACUAGCAAAUGUUUCUUUGAAAAUAAAAAUUUUAACCCUUUAAGGGCCAAUUUAAGACAUAAAGUCUCUUAUGAAGCAAAUAAGGUCAUUUUCCUUCCAUUUUCCUUCCAUUUUUUGCUUCAUAAGAGACUUUAUGUCUUAAAUUGGCCGUUAAAGGGUUAAAAUUUUUAUUUUUAAUGAAACAUUUGAUAGUUUUGAACAGGGCAGAAUUAAAAUAAGAAAUGUAUGAAAAAAAAUCUGAAAAAAAUAUUAAUCCAAUAUGAUUUUACAGCAGACAAAGUAGCUUUGGCCACUCGGAGGCGCCAAAGGCAGUUUUUCAUUAAAUCUGAUGCUACAGAAAAACUGAAAAUGCAUAUAAGUAAAUUAUAUUACUAAUCUCUGACAUAUUCAAGACUUUAAUACCCUGCAAGAGAUUACCAGUUUUUUAUCAUGUUUUAUUUAAAAAAUGGGUCACUUUCCUUCUUUUUCCUUCCAUUUUUUUGCUUUUUAAGUGACUUUAUGUCUUAAAUUGGCUCUUAAAGGGUUAAAAUUUUUAUUUUCAAUGAAAAUGUAUAUAAGUAAAUUAUAUUACUAAUCUCUGACAUAUUCAAGACUUUAAUACCCUGCAAGAGAUUACCAGUUUCUGAUCAUGUUUUAUUAAAAAAAUGGGUCAUUUUCCUUCAAUUUUUGCUAAAUUUGUGACUUUUUGUCUUAAAUUGGCACUUAAAGGGUUAAAAAAAAUUGUUUUCAAUGAAACAUUUGCUAGUUUCGAACAGGGCAGAAGUAAAAUAAGAAAUUUGUGAAAAAAAAUCUGAAAAAAAUAUUAAUCCAAUAUGAUUUUACAGCCGACAGAAAAAGUGGCUUUUAACAGCCACGAGGGACUUUAGAGGGAGGAAAAUCUAAAGGUCCCGGAAGGGUUAAUCAUUAAAUACACUUUGUUAAUUUCCUUUACGGCAGUUGCGAGGACCAAGCUUUCAACGUCUUUUUUUUUAAGCUAGCAGACGCUUUGCUAGUUCGUCUCCUAGCAACAGUUACAUGCUAAUACUUAGCAGGCUACAUUACUCAGCCUACAGGUGCAAUUUCGCUAACGUUUAAAGUUAGCUUUGGGCUAACGUCGGACCUUUUUUAUAUUCUUAUUGUGUUCAAAUGUUGGAUGCAAAAACUAAACGUGUUUUGUUGAAAUGACAGGAUGAGACUCAAGGUUGUUCUGACUUUAUUGUUCAAUAGUAGCUACAUGAAAUUUGCUAAAUGACUAAUAGGUGAUUGUCUUUAUAAGAGUGUAGUAAACUUCAAUAGACUGUAGCUGAAACGAGGCAUUUUGUGGCUGAAAUAAUGGUUUUAUAGAAGCUACGUUUUUUUUUUGUUUUGUUUUUUUUUUGCUGUAAAUCAUGUACAUCUUUUACAAAACUAUCAAAAGGACAAUAUUAAGCCUGAAAAACUAGCGUUAUGCUCCCUCUUUAGUAGUCCUGUUGCACAAGACUCACUUAUUCUGCAUGACUAACAUGAUAGCCAUGAAAUGUUCCAGGUACUUAUAGCUCAUAAACCAAUUCAUUUCAGACGAGCAAUAGAGAGUAUAAUGAGUUCAUAAUGUAACAAAGAGCUUUACUGACCUGCUCAUCAGUGUGUUUUUGUGUUGUCAGGGGAAAGUGGAGCAGGAAAAACAGAGGCAAGCAAAUACAUCAUGCAGUACAUUGCUGCCAUCACAAAUCCAAGCCAGAGGGCAGAGGUUGAGAGGUGAGUGGUGCUAUAUAAUAAGACUUUAAAGCGUAUUCUAUCCACAUAAAAGCAUUCAUUUAAGCCAGUUAUAUAACUGAAAUUUAGACCCAGAUGGGGUUUAGUCUGAACUCCAACACAAAUGGAUUAUUUGAUUAAAAGAAUAUGAUAUUACCAUGAAUCAUCAUACUUUCUUCUUUUUCUUGAACUCCAUUUUCACUUCCCUAAUAUCUCACAUAUUUCUGUUAAUGUUCCCUGCGAUGGGAUAAAUCAAGUGUGAAAAAUGUGCUGCUCAAGUCCAACUGUGUUCUGGAGGCCUUUGGGAACGCCAAGACGAAUCGCAAUGACAACUCCAGCCGCUUUGGGAAAUACAUGGACAUCAACUUCAACUUCAACGGCGAUCCCACAGGAGGGCACAUCAACAACUACCUGCUGGAGAAGGUGAGAGGAGAGUGGGCAGGACUGGUGAGGCAGUUAGAAGCUCUGUUGAGGCGUGGUGUACCAACCCUGGAGGAAGGUGCAGAAGAAGUUAUGCUCAUUAGUUUUUAAAUUACGUCUUUUCCUCCUGAACAUGAAUGUUUCAUGAGGUGGUGACGAAGAGGUGUGAAGGAACAUCCAUGAAUAGAUGUGUCGGUGAAGCUGCUGCUGCUGCUCCUGCCUGUUAAUGAAUAGUCCACCUGGGGGAACUUUAUGCUGCUGUAUUUAUCCACUCUGUUAAACUACCGUCUGGCACUGAAAGCUGGUGUGAAUGACGGCGCCAUGAUUCAUUUUCAGAGGGUAGAAUUAUUCAUAUUAAAGUGCACCUGCUGUAGUCAAACAGUUGGCGAACUGUUUGGUUUGAGCGAGUAACUCAAAGAUAAAAACAUUAUACUUCAACACAACGCAGAAAAAGCGGUUCUCUUUGGUGAGUUUUUGAAAUUUCCACAGAAGAGAGGAUGGUUUGUUUUUGACUGCAUGAUGUUACUUUCAAACAUUUCGAGGACAGUCGCGAUCACUUUCUAAAAAGUUUUGAUGUCUUUCAAAAUCAAAAAGCGUGAACAUGCUCUCUUUAGAUGUAUCAUUUCUCAUCAAAGUUCAGCCCAACUCCAGGGAAAAAUCUAUCACAGGCACACCAAAGUGACAAUCUGUCCCAGAGCGGCCAUAUGACAUGCUGCACUCUGAAUUCAGAGUGGUGAUUUUACUUCAUUUCAAGGACUAGAAAACUUUCUUUGACCUCGUUGGAGCUGUCUCACUUGUCUUUUGUUGCUGCCGAAAAUGCACAAAAACACCUGAAAAGUGUUGAGAAACAGAAAAAGUUUAUUUACAGCGCAAAAUAGUGGAUACAUAUCCCCUCAAGGCAUUAAGCAACAGCUGCUGCAAUGAGAUCCAAGCUCUCAGUUUAAAGGACACAUGCUUUAACCACAAGGCUAAGCCAAACAGCUGGAUCGUUUUUGUGCGUGAUAAAUUCAAUUUUCCUUUGUCAUUUAUUCUUUACUUUGCAUUAUCUUAUACUGGCAUCUGUGACAACACUAAUGUCUAAUGUAUCAAAGGAUUUAUGACCAUAACCUGCUCUCCUGUUUAAGUCCAGGGUAGUCCACCAGCAAGACGGGGAGAGGAACUUCCACUCAUUUUACCAGGUAAACUCAAAACUCUGCUGCAGCUGUGAAACACACACUGAUGACCCUUAAACCUAAAGCUAAAAUAUAACCCACGGAUAAAGUGAAUUAGCUCUGCAGCAGAAUAAUAAAUAAAUCAGGUCCAGUCUAAACUGAAGUGUUUGACAUGUGUUUAAAAGUUACUACGCGGAGCCCCAGAUGAGCUGCUGGAGUCAUGUCAUCUGCAGAACGAUCCUGCUAUUUACAACUACACCAAAGAGGGAGCUGCCACCACUGUGAGUCAAAGAAACUCAUCCAUUCACAUGAAAUUUAACAACCUGCACAAUACACUCGGUUGCAUCACUAUCCUAGGUUUUACUCUUUUUUUGCUGAUCAUUUGGUGAAAACUUUUACUCAUGCAAUUUUUUUUUUUCUUAAGACCUCCAACAAUGAUCGCUCCAGCCACAAAGCCGUGAUGAGCGCUCUGAGUGUGAUCGGCUUCUCACAAGAGGAGAUUAACUCCAUUUAUCAGAUCCUGGCCUCUAUUCUUCUGCUGGUGAGUGAAAGCGUGGAUGUUCAGAGAGAGGAAAAGACUUUAAAAAGAUAAGAAACCAUGGAAAGGGAGAUCUGGUGAAUAUUUUUAUCUGUGAUUCUCUCCUUCUCUUGAAGUCGCCCACUAAUGAGCUCAUAAUGAACUGCGCUGUUAUGUUUUUCAGGGUAAUUUGCAGUUUGAGAGUGAUAGUGAGAACGUUCAGAUUCUGGGACUUGAAGCUGUAGAUCACAUCGCUGAGCUGACGGACACAGACCCUGAGAGCGUCAGUAAGAGCCUGCUGUAUCGAACCGUGGCCACCGGGGGUGGAGAGGUCAUCGAGAAGGGGCACACAGAACAGGACGCGUGCUUUGGACGGGACGCCUUCGUCAAGGUGCUGUUUGUCUCUUACAAGCUUCCUCUUUUCAGAAUUGUACAGUCGUCUCAUUGUUUUUGCAUCUCUGCAGGCUCUAUACGAGAGACUUUUUGGUUGGAUUGUAGGCCGCAUCAACGCUGUUAUAGAAGUAAAAGACUACAACCCAGUGCUUCAUGGGAAAAACACAGUCAUCGGUGUGCUGGACAUCUACGGCUUUGAGAUCUUCGACAACAACAGGUGGGUGUGCACAUGUUGUGAAACCUGCUGCCUCGCUUUCCUUCCAUCGAUAAAAAUGACUCAGUGUUGACGGUGUUGCUCAAGUGUUUGUUCCUCUGCCGUUUGACAGUUUCGAACAGUUCUGUAUCAACUACUGCAACGAGAAGCUGCAUCAGCUCUUCAUCGAGCUCAUCCUCAGGCAGGAGCAAGGCGAAUACCAGCGAGAGGGCAUCACCUGGCAACACGUGAGGAACACACAUUAGUCACAUGUGAACGAGAGAGCCACAUACACGCUAUCAACAUCAUAGUGUGCUGGAGGAAAAUAUUCUCAAGAAAUAGAUCUUAUUUAUGUUUUCCUCUCAAUGUCUUUUUUUCUUAGAGUUCCCCUUAACAGAAAGUUUGUUCAUCCAUAAAACACACCCGGUGCCUGCAAGUUCACACCCUAAAAAGACCACCUUAAGUGCAUAUUUCAUUUGAUAACAUGGUUCAGAUGUUUCCCCCCUAAUUACGUAACAUUAUGUUUGAAAAUGACUAGACCGAUUUCUUAUACUUUUCUGAGUUGUGUACUCAAGCUGGCAACAGACAGCCUCUGGGGAGGACACAUCUGAACCCAGAGGACCAUUAAAUUCUGUUUCCUUGGUUGGUGAUGUAAUAUAAGUUUUGUGGCGCUUAGUUUUCGCUCAGACUGGAAAAUAAGACUGCCUUGUUGCUAAUUUUAGCACUGAAGAAAUGUGUUUUUCUAAACCCAGACUCUGGAUCUAGUUUUAAUAAUAUCUCCUAGGUUGGAAUCUUGAUCUAAAGUGUAUUUUAAAGUCCGUUGAUGCAAAUUCAGAUAUAAACAACACCUUCAUGCAUAUCCUCCUCCUUUGCAUUUCUCUACGUUUCCCACAAUAUUCAACACUCUAAUCUCCAUAUUGUCAAAGGUACUUUGUGCUUCAAGGUCACACUGACUAUAUACUAUGGGUCGCAUACCUUUAUUUCCAGCCAAAGUGAGAUGAGAAGCUGAAGGCUGCCUCAGUUAGCACUGACAUACUGUGCCGGUGAAGUCAAGGUCUAUGCAGAGGCAGCCGAAUCGAGGCCAAACUUGACAAAACAUCAUAACAGAGAAAACUUAUCAUUUCUUCCCCUUUGAACGUGUUUUAUUCCCUGAGUUAUACCAGAGAAAAAUCCUCAGGGGUUGUGUUUGCUGGAUAACGAAGACAACAACUCCCAGGAUCUCUCACCACAUCAUCUUAAUGAUUCUUCUGUUAUUGGUGGUGUUGAAUUGAAAACUGUGUUUUGAAACUUUUAACCACCUUAGUUUCUGUUGUACAGAUCGAUUACUCCAACAACCAGGUCAUCGUUGAUCUUGUGGAGCAGCCUCAUAAAGGAAUCAUCUCCAUCCUGGACGAGGCGUGCCUCACUGUGGGUAAAGUUACAGACACGGUCUGUUUGGACAGCAUGGACACCAAACUGGCCCAACACCCCCACUACACGUCCCGCAAGGUGAGACAAACCUCAGCGUCAUCCGUUUGGCCUUAUCUCUGCGUUGUUGGUAUGAAGUGAAUCAUUGCUUGUAACAGAUCCUCCUCAGACUUUGCAAAGAACAACAGGAGUGAGCAGAAGUUAUUUACCCAAACUGACUCUUGAAUGUUCCUUAAGUUUGACCAUGAAUUAAAACGUUGUACAUUUUGAAAGGGUGAAUUACGUAAAUCUCAAAUGGGAUGUUUGGAUCAUAGGUUUAAAACACACAAGCUGACAACCUGUUUGCACUGGGCUGGAGCUGGUGAAGCAAUUUUCCUGAAAGGUUUUCUCUAUAAAAUUCACUGAGCUUUCAUGAAUUUUCUUUAAAAAACAAAACAAAAAAAAAGGGCUUAAAUACUCAACGGCCUGAUUUGACUAGAGACAGUUUUAAAGGUUAAUUUUCUCCUCACGUGUCUCUGUGAUUGUUGUAGAAGUUUGUUAUGUAACGAUCAGGACGUGAUAUUACUGUUGUGUAUUAACAGUAAUAAAAAACACACCAAAUAAUGACAUUACAUAAUCUUCAGUCAUCUUACAUGCACCACAUUUAAGCAUUUUGAAUCUCUAACAGGUUCAUGUUUUGGAAGGGUCAAAGUGUCACUUUAGUGGUUAUUUGUGCUGCUGCCAGUAGAGGGCAGAGUUUUCACAUUAUUGCCCUCAUUGUUUUUUGGGCAUCAUAAAUGCCUUUCAAACAAUCAAAAAGCAACUUAAACUUUAAUUCAUCACUACCAAAUUUUAAUUGCAAGACAAGAUCUUUAUUUAUUCUGGCUUUGCGCUGACAGCACCCUCUUUUUUUUCUUCCAGCUCAGCCCGACGGACAAAUCCAUGGACUUCCAGAAACACUUCAGAAUUCGCCACUAUGCUGGAGACGUCACGUAAGUCUCUCAAAGUCUCUCAAAGUCUUUACACACUUCAUUGCGGCAGAAAAAGUGGGAGGAUAUUACGCAGAGUUUAUCAUUGUGAGUGAUAUGAUCCUAUUUGAAGAGGUUAGUUUAUGACACUGGCAGGAGUGGGUGAAUUUAAAUGAAUUACUGUGUCAAUUACUGGAAAGAUUGUGUUACAUACAAGUUGAUUUUUGCACAAGGAUGUAUAUUGGUCCAUUAUUUCUUAUCUAAAUGCCAUCCGCCAGUCUUUCAUCACUCUGCGCCCUUUACCUUUGGCAACCUGCAGCGUGAGACAGAGAGAGGUCGCUCCUGUCACAGCUGUGUCUCCUGUCAAACAUGAACCGUCACAUAUAGAUGUAUAGUUGCAGAUUGUUAUGAACUUCUAGACAUUCAACAAUCCUUGUCCACAAGCUGAUCAUCUAAUAAUGGAAUACUGAAUACAGAGUUAUGAUUCAUUAUCACACGACUAAAAUUAAACUCCUGGAUGCUGCUGCUGCUGCUCCCCUGAUGAGGCAAAGAAAUCUUGACGUAUUCACUGAAACGUGUGCCAACAGCUCAUAUAACAUGUGUGUACAGUACAUUCCACCGAUGCAAAAUACAUGAAGUGUAUUAAAAUGCAUUCACUAAUCUGCACAGCCAGGCGUGCAGAUCCAACCGUGUGCAACACAUGUGGCAUCAUAGAGGAGAGGGAGAGGAAACGGUUUCAUCUGUGUUGAUCUCAGUAUUUCACUAAAUCAUCAAUCGGCUGUGUUGCAGUUUGGAUAUGUUGCGUUUUAAGAUUUUUAUAUGACCCUUUGUCAUCUGAGGAAAUGUUGAAUCCUCGACUUGCAGGAUUUUCUUUUGAUAAUUGACAGAAAACAGAUGACCAUUACAAUAAUCUCAGAGCGAUUCCAGGAGAAUUUAAAGGAUGACUCAUUAUAAAUCUGUUUUGAUGCUCUGAACUGAUAUUUCUGUUUUUUUUCUCAUUUUGGAAGCACAAACAUUUCUGUUUAUGUCAUUGGCCAUUGGGUUUAUGAGUCCCAGACCAAAGAUCAUUUCCUUCAGUUUCCUCCUCCUCCUCCACUGCUCCUCUUCCCUAAUGUGCUCUUUGGAUUUAAACGUCACACUUGGCAGACGCGGCCCCCGGCCGGCAGUCACCCGUCAUGGCUUCGUUUCCAUAAGAUCCCCCCCUCGCUCACGUGUACUGCCCUCAAUCUAGAGAGGGGAAGGACGUUAAUAUGUCAAGGGAACACGAUCGUAGGAGGAGGAGGGAUGCAGCCAGCUGAUGAGACUAUUUUGGCUCCGUUUGAUCGAGCGGCGGCAAUAACCAGAGAGAAUUGGAGUAGGGUUUAUUGAGUUUCUUUGACUCGGGGAAAUCCAGGCUAACGCGAUGUUUAACACCCACGGAAACACAGAGUGAUUUCAUCCUUCUCUGAAGCUUGAGAUGGCAACCGAACUUUGCUCCCUCCCUAACAGCCCUCCUCUCAUCAGGACUCAGUAGGAGGGAGUGGAAGCACCAAAAACACAACAAAUGUACUCGAUUACUGGUAAAAGUCCUGCAUAAGGAAUCAUGCUCAAAAGGAAAUGUGCAAGUAUAGUCGCAUGAAUGUAGUUAAAGUUGCAGAAGUGAUGAUGCAAAUCAGUACAGAUGCACUCGUGUGCAUUAAAAAGUUUAUAUCUGAGUGUUAAUUUUUAGUUUUGAUGAGUUAUUUGAUGCUAUGAUUGGCAGCUCUGUGGUUGAGCACAUCUCCUGCAGCAAAUUAGCGAAGCAGAGACAGAGCAGCAGGAGAGUGUGAAACAGAAACUAAAACAAGAACUGUAUAAAAUAAUAAAAGGUAUGACAGCUCAACAAAAGUGAAGCCUGAACUUCUAAAACUCGUCUGGCUGUUAUGAAGUCCGGCUCCCGUUGUGCCGUGGACUAUACCGACCUGAGGGGUCUCUGCUGUUGGAUCAGUAAAGCUCCUGUGAGGAUAUUCAGCUGGUAAUGAAACAGACUGACAUUAUAAUGAUAGCCUGUGCUGUCGUGAGGCGUUUGUAUUUUAUGACAAAGCAUAUUUGAUUAGUUUCAAUAAAAAACGACGAGUGGUCGACAAACGGGACAUUUGAUGCUAUAAUUUUGGGCAUUAAAAAACAUUAAGUGACGUUCUCCCCGUGCGUCUCUGACUUUUAUAGAUCAAACAGCCUGCAGAUAAACGGGGGAAUUCUCAGUAAUUGUUAACUGCAGCUGGAAGUUGCACCCCUGGCGGUGUUAUCAGAAUGGGCUGGAUAAGAGCAUGUGUGACAGACCUGCAGAGGUACUGACAGAUGGCUCUGCGUGUCUCUGUCACCCUGCCUCAGCUCUCUCUCAGCCUCGGUCGGGGGCUCUCCCGCUGAGCUGUCACCCCCUGUACAUUACUUCCUGCUGACGCUGACCCCCCAUCAUCCCCCUGUCACAUCCCACCUCAUCCGAGUCUAUCCUCGCUCUGGCUAAAUAUACCCUCGCCACUAUCACGAGCUCUGACCUACUUCUCUCUCUCUUCCACCUCCUCCGUAUCCUCCUUCCUCAUCCUGUUUCCUCUUUUUUUUAACUCCUCCUUUUGUUCUGCGACACUCACCUGGUUUUCUUUCACCAUCUACUUUUUAAUUCCCUGCCGUAUUUCAGUUUGCACAUGCAGCACUUUGAGCAGCCGUAGUAUAAAUCUUACUCCCUUACUGCACAACUUUGUACUGCAAGAUUUCUUUGUGGCCUGGCUUCCUCUCAGUCAGUGUGUGCUUUCCUUUUAACCUUGUAUAAACCAGCCCUGUCCUUGCUCCAGCCCUGACCUUCAUACUUAAAUAUACUUUCCUCUCCAUCAUCCUCCUGUCUCUGGAGGGCUGCUGUCUUUAUCUCUGCAUGUCCUCUCUCCCUGUCCCAGUACUUUCCUCUUCUGUCCUGUCCUUGUAAAUGACUGUUGUGGCUUGUUCUUGUGUGUUUAUACCGCUCUCUCUCUCUCUUUCCCGCUCUCUCCCUCCUCACCGAGCUUUUCCGGGAUCUGGUCAGGUGGUUUUUGGACGCCCGUAAGCCAAGGGGACACAUCUGUCAUAGCCCUGCCUUAGUGUCUUUGCCUCCAGAUGUGACAGCCCGGGACACAAACAGGGGCCGUGCAGACGACAUGUGACACGCUGCAUUUGUGUUUGUAUUUUUGUUUGUGAGUUUGUUAGAGAGAAACGGGGUGACAGAGAGAGAAGUCUCAGAGGAGAAGUCUCAGAGGGAUGGAGUGUGAGUCACUGCAGUGGUGGGAACUCACCAGGCGCCUUUAUACUCGGCUGCUGUUUUUCGUUUUGUUUGUUGAGUUCAAGCUUUGCCUUUGAGCUUAAAACUACAAUCUUUAAAGGUAAAUAUUAAAAAUUGUACUCCUCUAGUUUAUCUAACCACUUCAGCAGCUUUACAUAAAAACAAAAGAUAAACUUUCAUACAUUUUCUGUACCGCUUAUCCCUUAUCGGUCACAGCUGGAGCCUAUCAUCGGGCGAGAGGCGGGGUACACCCUGAAUUGAUCGCCAGUCAAUUGCAGGGCCGCAUAGAGAGACAGACAACCAGUCAGACACACUCUUACCUAAGGACAAUUUAGAGUCCCAAUUAACCUAAUGAGCAUGUUUUUGGUCUGUGGGAGGAAGCCAGAGUGCCUGGAGAGAUCCACGCAUUCACAGGAAGAACAUGCAAACUUCACACAGAAAGGCCCUGCCUGGCCCGGGGAUCGAACCGGUGACUUUCUUAAAACAGUAUGUUUCAUAUUAUAUUUUUGGGGCUUUCUUUUUCUUUGGAAAUGGAAUGGGAAGAGAGAGCAAGUAGUGAUUUGCAGAAAAGGAGCAGUCCACUUUAACUUCUGUAUAUGAGACACACUUGGACCACAAGGCCAGUGACGCCCUCGUACAAGUGUUUGAAUGAUAACAACUGAUCUAACUGUUAACUAGUUAAUAAAGAAGUGAACUUUGAUAAUAGUUAAUCUGUUUAUUUUGCUCAAAAGUAACAGAGGUUGAAGUUUGUGCUGACAUGAAAACGUGUUGACGUCCAACAGUUCGCCCCCAACUGCAACAGAGCUCGUCAUGAUCCAAGUCCAGCAGAGGACUUUAUUAAAUUAGAUCCAUAAAGACCCGCAGACUAUUUCCAAUUUACUAAGAGCUGCAACAGAGCUGUCAAUCAAGGCAUUAUACUGUUACUACAGUUAAACCAAUUUCUCAGAACAUGGUGAAAAAAACAACACGAUGGAAACUAACUUUAAUGACAGAAACCAUGUCGGAGAAAAGAGAAUUUGACUUUGAUUUUGAUAUUAUAGUUCGACCCAAGUCCCACCUGUUAACAUGGAGGAGCUGGGCUCGGUUAUACCAUUAAGACCUAAGUGGAUGUUGGAACCAGCUGUCCGGCCUUGCAACCUUCUGCUUUGUCACAUGUUUGUCACUCUUUUUUGAUUGUCAGGUUGUUUGUUCUACAACCUGCUGGCGUCUCUCUGAAAUCCUAAAAUAAACUCAGAUUAUGAAUUUAUAUUUGAUUAUUUGUCUGGUGAAGGAGGUGGAAAUAAAUCAGUUCCCGGGCUUAAAGAGCCAUAAACAUCUAUGACAGUAAGGUGGACAUGUUUUUCUGUAUCAGUUUGACCAGUUUAAUAUUUUAUUUUACUACAAAACAACAUUGUCUUCUGUGAGUGUUCAACAAGGACUUCUGCUUUGGACAUAUUUAAAGUGUAUUUAAGCGAUAUUACUUCAAUAUCAAAGAGGGGUUUGAAUGCAUUUUUGAAGCAAAGCGUCCACACAGUGCAAGUUUUUAUGACAUUAUUAUGAGGGAGUGAGAGGCAGAGGUUUAUUUGAGGCAACACUUACAGCACAGCAGGCUCUUACCCCGGAGCUGGACGGCUUAUGUAACUGAGCCUCACUGAGCGCCUGUGACCUCCCACUGAUGCCUCACCAAAACUAACCCAGCCAUACUAAUAAACGCAGACCGCUCCGUUUUUUUACAUAUUUACUUUUUUCUCUCUCUGAAACAUGAGCCAUCAGGGGACUGAGAGUUUGACCGUGGUCCUAAUUUGUAAAUCGACUAAACCUGGGGCCCGAGGACCCUGAAUCACUUUAGGGAGACAAAGAAGUCUGUCUCAGAAAUGAUAGAGACCCUUCAAGUGUCAAAUAUCUUCAAUUUAAACUUUCUGUUUGACUUUCAAGUGACUUGUCCAUCUUGAACCUUUUUCUGACACCAUUUUCACCUCAUUACUCACGUUGACAGUCAUGUCUCUGUCCCUCUCUUACAGCUACUCCGUCGAGGGAUUUCUGGACAAAAAUAAGGACAUGCUUUUCCAAGACUUCAAGCGUCUCAUGUACAACAGGUGCCAAAAACUCAAUUUCAGAGUUCAGUAACUGGGUUUGGUGUAUAAAUAAGUUGCGUCUCAUCACUGAUUUAUUAUGCUCUUUCAUGGCUCUCUCGCCCCCCCCCUCUUGUUUUUGCUCUUUCCUUUCUCUGUUGAAGUGCCAACCCAGUCCUGAAGGAGAUGUGGCCAGAUGGACAGCUGGGCAUCACCGAGGUCACUAAGCGGCCUUUGACUGCUGCCACGCUCUUUAAGAACUCCAUCGUGGCCCUGGUGGAUAAACUCGCCUGCAAGGUCAGCGGUUUCAGUUCAGGUUCACUUACUCUUUAACCUCUGGGGGGGAAGCUGUAAAUAGCUUUAGCAGUUUCCAAUCAAAAAUACCACGUUUGAUAUCUUAAUCUAUCUUAGUACAUUCGCGGUAUUUUAUUUUAAUCAGUGUGAAGUAAAACCAACAAAGAAGAAGAAGUCAGAGCACCCCACCAUUUCGGCUUCGCAUCGUAGGGUUAUCUAUACAACCCUACGAUGACACGUCGAUCUGUACAAUGUGACCGCUUGUUAUGUUAGUUGCCUCAAUUCUCAGCUACCUAUGUCAGUUCGCUGAGCUCCAUUAUGUAAUUUCUAUAAGAAGGAGUCUUAAAUCAGACGUAUCAGUAAGGUGACUGAUUUGAAGAGGUUCCUUUUCUCCAGUCUGCCUUGUGUUUGUCCCUGUUAGGCCUGUUUUAAGUCACAGAAUAUUCUGAGGCUGAAAACGUGUCUUUGGUGCGACACUUGUCUCCACGCAUGACCAAAAAUACGCUGCAGAGAGAAGCAGACGUACGGCAGGAACACGUAUGAAUAACCGUGUGUGCUUGCUCGGUGCAGCAGGUUUCUUAGGUUGCUUGUCCUCAUCCUGUCUGGCUGCGUGUAGAGCCGGGCGGAUGAUGAGGUGGGAAGGUGAUGGUGGACCACAAAAUGCGCUGCUCACCUCUGCUGGCCUCAUCUCAGUGUCUGAAGUUUGACAUUUCCUGCUGUUAUUUUGGGAUGGCCUGCUGUCAGGCUGUGGUAACAUCUCAUCUCGGUGUGGUUGAGGUAAAAUUAAAAGAAAACUCCUCUGGCAACUGUUUUUCUUUCCUCCGUGUCACGUUGAAGGAGCGGAUGUUUCCUCCACACCUGUGCCCGGUCUGCCCUCCUCAUCUGCUCCCAACCCCCACUACCUGAUUCCUCUUCUUUUAAUCUCCUCUGAGCUGGGUUGAGAUUGGGGGCACACAUGCAUCAUUGAUAUGGUGAAGGACAGUGUGGAGACGCGCUCAAAAAGUGCCGACUCAGUACUGUCUUGUUCAUCUUUCAUGAGUGGAGUGAAACACAGCUGUCCCUUUCCUGCCAUAACACCUCACAGCGAGCUCUGAAAUCUUUAAAGUCAUAGUAUGAUGUUAAAUUUUCUGCACAGAAGUGGAUGUUUACUGAGUCUCAGCUGUUUACCGAAGCCGCAGUAGAAAUAUGAAGGCUCGACUGAGGUCGGUGAACUCGGUUUGCAGGUUUUACAGCUUGUUCAGAGUUUACAGGCUCAAAAUAGUUUAUUUACUUGCACAGUGAUGAACACAGCGGUGAUUCAAACUACGACAAAAACAUGCGUGGAAAAGUACACGUUUGUGCAGGUGAGAAAACAAGAGUGCUGUGAAAACUCAGAAAAACACAGCAACAGUCCAAGUGUUGGGAUUAUGUAAUGACUGUCUCAGUGCUAUGGCAGUAAUUUGAUGGCACUCAGAGGUGUUUUACUGCAUCCAUAUUUAAUUUUUCUGCAUUUCUACUUACUUCUGCAGUAAAUAGAUUCAUCACGCUGUUUCAUUAAAUCUGUGUGAUGAUGUUAAACUUAAUGAUCCCAGCUGAGAAGUCCAGAGACGUUGAUUAUGCUCAAUAAAAACAUACAUUUGCUUUUCUUUCUGAUAUUUUUUCACUCUGCAUUACAGUCAGCUUGAAGAGUCCCCCUCUUCCUUCUGUCUUUCAGGAGCCGUAUUACGUGCGCUGCAUAAAGCCCAACGAGAUGAAGUCUCCCGUGUUGUUUGACGACGCUCGCUGCCAGCACCAGGUGGCCUACCUGGGCCUGAUGGAGAACGUGAUGGUGCGCAGGGCGGGCUUCGCCUACAGGCAGCCGUACGAUCGCUUCCUGCAGCGGUAAGAGAACAUGAUGUACUACAUGAAGCAAGACAUCUUCACUAUUUCAGACUCAGAGUUUUUUUGUUCUGCUGCAGGAGUUCAGUCUAACGCCUGCGAGGUAAAAAGUACCUGAUUAUCCCAGGUACUGCUUCUAUGAUGACCUUUGACCUAACAUUACUUAAAAGUUCAUGUUAUCAGUGUUCGAACCAGUUUGUUUUCACAGUUUUCAGCAGUGUUGCAUCUGAUUCGUUGAAACUUUGGCAAAAAUAGACAAAAACAUCCUAGAUCAGUUUUUUUACUGACUUCUAUCAGGACAGAAGUUGUUUCAAGGACGGUGUAGGGUACUCCGUAGUCUCUCUCUACAGUGUCUCUUAAAAAACUCACAGUCCAGAACAUCUAGAAACGAAGCUCCCUGUAAUUCACCUCAGUAAAAACCCUCCUGCCUGUUAAACACGACACCCUCAAGGUUCACUCUGGUAUCAGAAUAGAUUCUCACAUUACAGCACACCAAGAAAGAUUACCUGGAAAACAUCAAAUCUGCUCAUGACUCAUCCUGCACUCUAGGCCGGUAUGAGUCAUAUGUCCGUUCCCCAUGAUGCUCGAGUCCUGUGACCAAGACCAGCACCAUUGAUCGUAGCUUUGUGUUUGAGUCUUUUGAGCUCACAGCCAUCUGGCGACUGUAAAUGACGAUCAAAUUCUGGCCUCAGAGAAAAAAAAAAUUUCCAAUCAGGUGAGUCAGUGCGAGCCCCUCCAUGGUCACCGUAUUGUUCAUCCGCAUGCAUCCAGUUCAUCAUGUAGGAUGCACUUGGCUUGGAUGACCGUUUUUCACCAUGGUCAAAUCCCACACGCCAUGUACAGAGGCUCGAGCAGGCAGCCCAGGUUCCAUUCUGGUUCAUUGCCCCCUGGGACGUGGCAUUCUCCUUCUAUUCCCCCAGUUUCCUGCUCUAUACCCUGAAUAAAGACGUAAAAAAAACUGAAUACAUUAAAAAAAUAGAUGACAAACUGAGAUUUCUAAGUUUCCAUGGCAACCAAAAGGGUGUAGACUGAGGCGGGAGCUCAUUGAGGCAUAACCCUCUUGCCUCACAGAAUGAACCGUAUCCAGCAGAGAAAUCUGUUCAUAGCAAGAGUGACACUUUUUAUUUUUUUUUUUUGCCAGUUUUCUUAGAAUUUAUACCAAAAAAAAAUUGUCAAAACUUCACCAGACCAAGAAAAACAAACAGUUUCCUCUGGCAGAAAAGCGUCUGUGAAGAUUCUCAGUCAUCCAUGUCAAGGUGAUUCAAAGCUUGAUUCAAAAACACAUUUUUAAGAGCUUUAAACAUGUUGUCGUUUUUUUUCUCCUUUUGAAUCGAGACGAAAAAAGUUCAUUUAAAAACAGCUGAACUAUCCCUUUUAAAUACUAGCAACUAUAGAGAAACCUGAACUGUGUUGGAUGGCCGAACCAACAAUAACUUCAACUUCAAAUCGGGGGGUUCACACAUACAGGAAAGCAAACCCAAAUAAGCAACGACUGGUUAAAAACUCACAAGUUUUACAAGCGACUUUUGAGAGAAACAAGCUUAAAGUCUUUUAGAAUAAGCGGACUUGGCAACUAUAAGGCGUCUACGAAUAUUUUACCGAUGUUUUAACUUGUCUCUGUUCACGAAUGCAGAUCUAGGAUGUAUGCACAUGCGUCCAAACGGAAAUAUAACCCUGGGCCGUAAAAUGCCCAGGUCUGAUCUAGUCUAAGAUCUGGAUCUGAGCUUCUGUUUUUGUUCUGAUGUUUUCUUCAAUACUUCUCGAUCUGACCUGACUCGCUCCACCUGCAUCCUGUAGACCAGUGGUUCUCAACUGGUGGGUCCCAACCCAAAAGGGGGUUGCAAACAGCUGGUCAAAAAAGUAAAUAUUUAAUGCACAUCUGAUGUUUGACAUAUCUUUUAUUUUGAAAAAUAGCGUAUUUUGUGCAAUCUGAUAUUUAUUUAAUAUUUGAUACUUUCUGUACGUGCAACUUCAGUAGUUGUCAUCCUCACUUCAUUUGCUCUGAAAUGCACUGAAAUGCAGUCUUUAAAGGUUUUUUUUUUUAAUAAAAAAUAAAUUUGCUUUGUUUGAAUUCUAUAAAAGUGGGUCACGACUUAAGGACCAUGGGAAAAUGUGGGUCCCAGAGUGAGACCAGUUGAGAACCACUGCUGUAGACUGUUCAGACUUGAACAGCUCACAGACUUGACGGUUUUUUCCAUCUGAACCUCCAUUUAUAUUUAAUUCUUUCAUUACCGAAAGACAAACUCCAUUUCUUCUGUCACUCCAGUAGAAAGGCGCUCUCAUUGCUGUGGUCAUGUUUGUCUUACCGAUUCAUCAGUCGCCUGCUCAGGUGGUCAGCAGCUGUAAGAAACCAGGGUAAAGCAAAUGUACGCCACAGUAUCCUGUUUUCUCUCUAACAUGAUGUUUACAGGAAACUUAAAACUCAUUUAAAAACCAGAAAACCUGAUGUUGUUCACGAGUAAGGAAACAUAUUCGACAUAAAUUUGGUCGUUCUUCCACAGAGAUCCUUCUUCUUGUUCUCCCUGAUUUCUUACUCCUUCUCCUGUUUGUCUGCAGGUACAAAAUGACCUGCGAGUACACCUGGCCGAACCACCUGAUGGCCACUGACAGAGAGGCCGUGGAGGCCAUCGUCAACCAGCACGGUUUCCAAGACGACGUGGCGUACGGACACACCAAGCUGUUUGUUCGAACGCCGCGCUCUCUCUACAGUCUGGAGCAGGAGAGAGCCGCUCUCAUCCCCAUCCUGGUGCUUUUCCUGCAGAAGGUCAGACACAUCCAGAUGUGUGUGUGUGUGUGUGACAGUAAUUUUUAUCAUCACACUGCUUUUAGUAUUCACCCACAGCCUCAGCGUGGGUUUAAAAUCUUAAAUGUCAGGUCUCAAAGGCUGUUUUCUGAAGCCACGCUUGGAUUUUGAUAAGGAUGUAUUGAUCUGUCAGCGUGAUUAAUCGACACACAGACCUAAUUUAAUGUCACGGGUCGCUCGGAUCAUGUGAUCACAGUUAAUCAGGAACAAUGUUAUCUCCUUCAGUUACAGAGUCGGGGCCUCUAGGUUUCAAAGUGGAGAUUGCAGUUUGCCUCAGCCUCAUGAAUAUGUGGCUCCUGGUUAUGUUUGAGUGAAAUUCAUCUGCCAGCUUGAAUCCUAAUUUCCUGUAACAAUAAUUGGGAUAAUUAAUGAGAUCCAGAGCACAGUCACAUUAAAGUCAAUUACCUCUCUAACUCGAUGAAACACCCUCUUCUUCCUCUUUCUCCUGACCUACUUUGAUGACUCUGCAGAGAAGUCGGAGUCUAGAACUGGAGCACAAGUUUGUCUGCAGCUCUCUCUCUCUCUCUUUCUCUCUCUUACUUCCUCUUUAACGCGUCACUCUCUCCCACAGGUGUGGCGUGGGGCUUUAGCUCGCAUGAGGUGCAGAAGGAUGAGGGCUAUCUACGCCAUCAUGGGCUGCUACAAGCGCUACAAGGUGAAAGCCCACUUCUGGGAGGUGGAGCGGAGGUUCGCUAAUGUGCGAAACAUGGCCGACUAUGGGAAGAGCGUGGAGUGGCCGACCCCACCUGCAGCUCUGUCCAAGUUUCACAACAUCACAGUCAUGCUGCAUCGCAGGUCAGUCCCUUCAAAAUGAAACUCAGACACCAAACAAACUACAGACUCAAAAAAUCUAUCUUUACAAGAAGUCUUUCGCCAUUUUAUGAAGUGAACAAACUUUUUUUUUAUUAUUUAUAGAAUUUAUUUGAACAUGUACAAUUAAACAAAUUAAAGACAUAAACACGAAAAAAAACCCAGAAAGAAAACAAAACCAGAGAGUCAAAUAAAUUUGGUCAUUUUGAUGUUCAAAAUAGAGUUGGAGGAAGUGGAAACUUGUCUGCUCCCACCCCUUCACCUUGCAGGAAUCAUCAAUGAUUUAUUUUACCUGCUUUCAGUUAAUAAUAAAUAUAAUAAUAAUCACAACAUAAACAAAACAACCAAAUAAUAUAUUAAAACAAUCAAUUAAUGACAGCCCAAUGAGAUAAAAACACUAGUUUAGGAAAGUAAUGGAACCUGAGUACUGAGGAAAAAUAUAACUUUGUAUUUGAAUGUUCUUAGGAGGCUAAUUUCUUAGUUGUUUGAAUGGAAAUUCAAGUUCUGUUUAAAGGGAUAUUCUGGUGUAAAAUUAAUUUAGGGUCAAACACACCGUAACACAGAGUUAGACACCCCCUCGAGAGAUGAAUGUUGCCGACCGCUUGCUUCUCUAGUUAUACUAACUUUAGUAACGACCACAGGAUAGCAAUACACAGCAGUCUGAGGAGCCAUAAACAAACCUCAACCAAGACGCCACUCUAUAGCCACAAAUAAUGCUCAGAACAGCACCUAACUUCAUCAACAGUACGUAUAGGGUCCAGGCCAGGGGGGUGCCGCAGCUCAAGGAAGAACAUUUACAUUUUACGAUCAUUACUUUGUCAUUAUCUUAAAGUAAUAAUCAUCAUAUUAAUCAUUUUGCACUGCAGACGCGGUAGUUCUUCUGCCUUAGCGUCUCGGUCUGAUUGCAUUUCCAUGAAGAAAUGAUCAUAAAUGUUCUUCCUUGAGCUGCGGCACCCCCCUGGCUGGGACCCUACAUGUACUGUUGAUUAAGUUAGGUGCUGUUCUGAGCAUUAUUUGUGGCUAUAGAGUGGUGUUUUGGUUGAGGUUUGUUUAUGGCUCCUGUAUUGUUAUCAUGCGGUCGUUACUAAAGUUGGUUUAACUAGAGAAGCAAACGGUCGGCAACAUUCAUCUCUGAGGGGGGGUGUCUAACCCCUGGUUGGUGUGUGUUUACAUGUGUUUAGUUAGAAGGAAAAGUGGACGCCAAUUUAACAUUUGUGAUUGUUCUCUGCCUGGACUUUAUUCACACACGAGCAUUAGAGCGAACUAUUUCUCAUAUUUUUUUAAAUCCUGCUGAUUUGCAUCAAAAACAGCUCCAGAAUCAUUUGAAUAAGUUACUCCGGGUGAGUGACGUAGUUUUUUGAUCGUCAAGAACGUGUUUUGGCACUUCAGAUAAAACCUUUUUUUUUCAAUCCCUCAUAGACUUGAAGCUUUUUCCUCCUACUGCAUUGUUUUCCUCUCCACCUUUGAUGUAUCGCUCCACCCGCCUGACGCGCUGUCUUGUCCUCAUCCCUUGUUGUCAGGUGGUGGGCGAGGCAGAUCGUGAAGAACAUCCCUCCGUCUGACAUGCUGGAGGUUCGUGCCAAAGUGGCAGCUCUGACUGCUCUGAGCGGGGAGAGGAAAGACUGGGGAGUCAGCCGGGCCUGGGAGAGGGACUACCUCGCUAAUGUAAGAAUCACAGAUGUGGAGACUGGGGACACUUGGGUUCUGUUUAAGUCUGCUCAAUUAGUCACAGUUAACAUUAAACUGAAUCCAGGUCCAAGUUCAGAUAUCUGUCCUAGUCUGAGCUGAGUUCCUAUUGGCUGGUUUCCUCCUCAGCACCAUCUAAAACAUGAGAUAAGGACUAAAAAGGUUUACAUAAUUGAGAAACUAACUUCACAAUGUGAGAUGCUUCUGCAGGCAUCAUACUAGUAUAAUUGUAGUUAUGUGCCUGUCCACUAACACACACACUGAAUCUAACACCCACUGAGGGAUGUGUGUAUCUGAAUUUGACCCUCUGCCAAGUUCAAGGAUGAAAACAUUUAUUUGAGUUUAUUUUAGAUUCAGAGCGGACAUGUUAUAAACACAGGUAUUAGGUAAAAGAGGAGGAAAAACAGAAACCUACAGGAACUUUGAGUUGUGUUUGAAAAAUGGAAAUCAGAGGAGCUUUGGCAUUUUCCCAAACAACAUAUAUGUACAAUGUUUCUCCAAAAUCAGCUGACUUCUUUAUUUAACUGUGACAAUACAGUGUAAUUUCCCUGAACAGCUAGACUUGUUCUGACCCUGAUGUUAGGUUCUGCCGUCCUAUCAGGAUAAUGUUGAAGGAUAACUCGCUAAAAUUACCACUUUAUAUGAAAGUAUCAUCCACCACUCUGCUUUUGUCACCCCUCUAUUUCAGUAUUAUUCAGUAGCUUUGUGUCAGAAAAGUGUUAUUUCCACUGGACAGUCACAGCUAUUUAAUCUUCUCAAGGACAAAGGUACAGAAGGAGAGUAGAAAGUUAGAUUUAAAGGACAGCGACAACUGUUUGUGCUCAUCACUUUACUGACAACUUCAUAAACAACAACCAGUAUCAGCUGGAUUUAGGUCUCAAUUGUUGCUAAAACCUGGGGCUGUUUAGUCUUCAAAGACCCUCUAUGGAUUCAAGGAACUUUUGUGGUACAAAAUUAGCACCCAGGUCCGUUUCCAAGCCAAUUUCAUACAAUACAAGAGCAAUCAUAAAAAUGUAAGAGCAAUAAAAAACACAAGAGUAAAAUGUAAACAAGUUAAGUAAAGGCUGAAGUUAGCCCUGUUGCACUAAUUUUCCAUCUGAAAGCAGCACCUUGGUAAAGUGAUGUAGUGCAGGUCCGUCAAUGGGUGGGAAGGGGGAGGGGAGAGAGGACUGGAGGGAGAGGGUGUCGAUAUGAGAGGCUCAAAUAAUGCAGAAAUAGCAAUAGCACAUGUGCCAACAGGGUUACAUAUGGAGCUUAGUCGUCACCCGCAGCUCGCUUCAUAUGUUUUCUGUAAAGAUUUAACUUUCAGUUCGUCACGUGAAGACAAAGCUGUGUAAAAAGUGACACUCACAAGCUGAGUCUAACUUCAAAAUACUGGAAAAGGAGUCUGUUCCAUGUUUGCCCUGAACAUCGUUUAAACCAAACUUUCAGACCCGGGGCUCGCCAGAUUGUAAUUAGUUUUCUCAUCAUCUAUGUCUGAUGGUAUUAGUCGUACUAGUUUUCUCUUCGUCUAUCGUCUAUCGUCUAUCUCGGGUGGUAUCAGUUUUCUCUUUGAACUCCCCAGCUUUUUACCACUUUUUUCCAUUAAAUUUUAAGAUAGAUUAGGAGUGUUUGGAACUGCUCAUCAUGCAAAGCUACCCUUAAGGUAUCUUAUUGAUGAAAUGAAAGAGUGAACUCAAUCCCCGUUGAAUUAAAACCAGCUGAAAUCUCAGCCAGUCAGGAAUUAAAUAUAUAUCUGACACCUACAUCUUAAUUUUUUUCCUCUAUUUCAAUCUGGUUUGAUUUCUUUUGAUUGUUUUUUGUUCUUUUUUUCCUCUUUUUGUGUCACUGGGGUUAUUUUUAUUCCUCGCCCUCACCACAGGAAGAUCUCAUGCACUAUAAUCAGUUCUUUUACUUCACCCUUCACAGAAAAAUGCCUCUUUUCUUCUUCAACGGUUACUGUGGAAAUCCAUUGACCUCAUUGGCUGAAGUUUUCCUUUGAAUCUAUCACAGUAAACAAGACAGGAAUAACCAGCUGAGCUCACAGGAAUCAUCUGUUGUUGUGGAUGUAUGCAGUUGCAUGUGACGGGCCCUCACCGUAAACAGCAUGACUAAAGGAGGAUGGUGCUCGUGAACACAGCCCUCCUUUAAUGAAUCCCACAGUCGGCUCAUUUAGCAGCUAAUCUAAAGGGUGUUUUGCACCCCGAGGUUUGAAAAAAGCCUUCGGGGAGUGUGAGCAUGACCGCCUUCAAGUCCUGAGUCACUCCCCUCGUUAGGCUGUCAGACGGCCCGUGACUCUCUGCUCUCCUCAGGGCUCCGGCUUCACGUGAUUGUCGUUAAAUCCCUAAAGAGACCUGUGCUUUAGCGCGCUCAGUUAGCCUGAAUCGUGACUUGCAUGUGUCUGAUGUGUCCGAGUACAGAAAGAAGGAGAAACAGGAAAAUGAGACAGAUUUAUAUGAGUCAUGUUUUCUCAGAAAACAGGAAUAAAAGGGUCAACAAGUUUUUAUCAAUGUGUGAUAUUCUCAGAAACAAAGCAGGGAUGACGCUGGUCCUUGUGAGAAGACACUGAAAGAGAGAAAAAUAUUCAGAAAUGCUCUCUGUUAUCAAUAUUCUACUGAAGAGGAUGAGGGCCACAAGGAGAGAAAAAAAAUAAUCACAGGAGGGAGAUUUUUUUUAAAUUUCCAUUUCGAGAUUAAAGUUGAAAUUUCAAGAUUAAAAAUUCAAUUUAAAUCUCUAAAUAUUUAAUUUUUUAAUCUCAAAAUUUCAGCUUUAUUCAUGUCCACUUUAAUCUCAAAAUUUAAACCUUAAUCUCUAAAUAUUUUAUUUUUUUAAUCUUAAUGUCGACAUUAUUCACCACAUUUCGACAUUUUGUAAUCUUGAAAUUUGGACUUUAAUCUCAAAAUUUCAAUUUUUAAUCCCGAAAUUCCAAUUUAAUUGACAUAAUUUUGAUUUUUUUAAUCUCAAAAUUUUGAUUGCAAAUAAUUUUUUUUCUCUACAUGUGGCCCUUAUCCUCUUUUGUAAUAUUCAGAAUCAGAUUUCAACUCCAUAAGUUAUUAUGCUUUUUAUGUAUCAUCAUGUUGAAUUUACAUUCUUCAAGUACAAACAUCAAAUUUACUCAGUGUGAAUCACAUAUUGGGAGAGCAGAGGCUUUUAUUAAACAUCUAAUCAACUUUUAUUUCGCUUUUAGUGCAAUAAAUUUAAAAAUCAAUAAAAUAUCAGGGUUCCUACGCAAGUAUGCAAAGUAUGGAGAAAUAUGGAAGUAAUUUGAUCAAUUUGCAGGUCUUUAAAAAGUAUAGAAAAAUAUCUGUUUCCAGAUUAUUACCACAGUUCUAAAGGACUGUUUUCUAAAAAUAGAAAAGUAGGUAUUUCCAAAAAUAAAGUAGGGUAUGGAAAAAUAUGGAAAUUCAAACUCUUCACUCUGGUCACCCAGAUUGGCCAAAGAUCCCCACAUAUCCAUGCAUUAAAACCCUUUCAUAACUAUUAACUCCAAUGUUCUGGAGAGAAGUUGGUGACAUUAAUGUAAGGUGGACCAUGAUGUGGUUUUUAGUUUCUUUCUGAGGUCCCCACUGUGUUUCUAAACCACUAUCAGCCACUCUCCUUGUUCUUCUGACACAGUAUGCUAAACACCGUGUCUGCUAACAGCACCCUGAGGCCCUGAGCUUUGAUCUGCUCUUUAAAAUAUUAAUGCAGUAAAAAGGUUUGAAAGAGGCUGCAAGAGGUCACCCAGAGUCUCACCACUAACUCUGAUGUACCCUCCAUUAUUACUGUUACAAAUAAGUCUGCACGGUGGCGUCUGGCUCUGAAACGUCUCCUUCAUUUCUGCAGGUGCGAGACUGUCCUCAGACCAGCUCCGGCUUCGUCCGCGUUUCCAAGGAGCUGAGGAACAAAGACGAGUACUCUCAAGUCCUCUUCUCGGGCUUCUGUAGAAAGGUACAGUCCGGUACAGUAUGUGGGAAAAGGAACACGCUGAUCAGAAAUGUCUGUUUUUGAACGAGGAGUUUCUCUUUUUCUGCUUUUUAGCUCUGGGAUGUUUUUCUCUCUCUUGCUGUGUUCCCCGUUACGCCCCCGCGCACUUUCUGUCUUUUGUAUCAGCUCCUCUUUCAUGUUUUCAUGUUCCAGCGGUGAACACGGCCCUCUCAGACAGAAAUAUAAAGACGAAAAUAUCAGAGGAUUCAUCAUGAAAGAAAUAAACUGGGAUUUUCUUAACCUUUAGGAUUUUCUCCUGUUAAAUAAAGUCCGCCUGUUCUGAAUGAAAUGAAAAGCCUCAGCUGAAUUAUUAUUUUACCUCCUACUGAACUUGCUCUUAUCUUCUCCCUGUGGAUAAAAGUGGCCAUAUUUUCCUUAUCGGGUUUUUCAGGGCGAGGGAUUCCUCUAAACUCUGUGUGCCGCUUAAGCCAAAGUAUAUCUGAAGAUAUGUGGGCUUUGAUAAAGUGAAAUGAAACCACCUCUAACUCUGACAAACCCACCAGAGCUUUUAUCGUCUUUUCUGCUGUUAUCUUUUUUGUUUUGUGUUUUUUUAAGUUUGCAACUCCGCAAGGAAAACCUGUUUUGAAUCCAAAGUAGCAGAAAACAGAAAGAGAGAUCCUAGACUUGUCUAAAAGGUUCUUAACAGAAAAUAGAAAAUGAGGAGCUUCAUCCGCUCACUCUCUCACUCUCUCUCUCUCUUUCCUUCUCUCGUCUGCUCUCUCAGGUGAAUAGAUUCAACAAAAGCACAGACCGAGGCCUGCUCGUCACAGACAAGUACGUCUACAAAUUAGAGCCAAAGAAACAGAACAAGGUUUUGAAGAGGCUUCCUUUGGACGCGGUAAGUACUCACAUGGGAGAGUGCAUUCAUGCACAGACGAGCCACCACACUCCAACCUGAACCUUAAAGCUGCAGAGACACACGGACUCAAGCCCGUUCAGACUAUAAGCAACCCAAACCAUAGAGUGACUCAACACUGAACGAUAAAGUCUUGUUGCGUGUGUUCGUGUCGUAGAAACAGACAUCAGAACAAAAAACAAGGCCUGGGUGACCUUAUUUGUGUUCCUUAGUCCAGGUCUGCCUUUCCCUAGUCAUUUUUCCUUUCUGGAAAACAAACUACAUCUUUGUUUCUGCCAUAGACUCUAUAUAGAAUGGACGCCGUCUGCCUCCUUGCUGGAUGAAGCCACUCAAAGAACAGCACCCUCUGGUGACGGGCUGCAGUAUAGGUCAUAAAUCCUGCCUCCUCCAGCAAUCCCUACGGAGCUGUGGACAAACUUUAGAAACUUAUUAGACAGAAUGUAAAUUUUUUUGUGAUGUUGACAUGUAGUUAUUGCAAGACUGGUUGCAAUAACUCAAGUUCUCUUUUUUCUGUGCAGCUCCUUUUUUAAAAGUUAUUUGGGGGUUCAUGUUUUCAAUGAUUGACACUUGAUACAGCAUGUGGGUAGAUGAAGAUCGCGUAGCUCACCCGGGGGAUACGCUGUUUGAGUCGAGCGUCACAGGGCUUGACACUUAACUUGCUUCAAGCGGAGCACAUGUGAUCCUAAGUUGAAAAAGUAAGGAGCAAACAAAGAACUUGAGGGGCACAAUGAAAAUUGAUCAAAUAAUGUGUGUCUGAUUGUCCGACCUUAGUACUAUGAUUCGAAAUCAAUUUCAGGUCAACUGGUCACAUGACAUGGAAGCUAUUGAGGAAAAACAGCCUUUUCUGAGAACAUCAACCGGCAAUUUAUUAAUGGUCUCUUAUUCAACACCCGACGUUGACAGUGAGGGUGCCGAGUAGAUUUAAACGCACUGCUGUUGCUAUUCCCAGUUAUGGAGAGUGAGGACACCGGUAGAUCCGCAAUGAAUGUGCAUGGAUAUCCAACCUAAAACUAACUUCACAGCGGUAUUUACAUGAAAAAACAUUUGUUGCCUCGUCUGAUUUUUUUAUGCGCACAUGUGCCCCGUGAAUACGUUUCACAAUUCGCACUCAUCUAUUUUUGGUCACAAAUGCGAGUGAAACGGUCGCACUAUCGAGCCCUGCGUCAUCACAGUGACUCGACGACUCUCCCGCUGAAUACGCACAACGCCACUGUGCAAUGUUGGUUUGAGGAAGUGGAGAAAAACGCGGAAAUACCAAGAGCAACUCGGCUUCAAAUCUAUAUACUGUCAGAAGGUGGAACCAAGUUGACCACAGUGUAUACAGUCUUUGGUUUCUGGUCCUUUGACUUUUGAACUAGACCGAAAAACUUUCAAAGAACUAUAAAUGAACUCAUGAAUUCAUCUGAAUUUGAUGUCAACAUGAAAGUUUCAGGUGGCCAAAUAACCCCUGCUCCUACUUUCCCAGGUUCAGCAGCUUAAUAGGUGAAGUCGAUACUUGGACCUGCUUCAUCUUAACACAACAAGAAAGUUACUUGUCUUGGCGUGAGGAUUAGAGCUGCACGUGUGUUGUUCUCUCGUGUUUUAAGCUCAGAUUGGUCCAGAAUACCUGGUUUUGCUGCAGUGGACUUGUGAAAAAAAAAAACCUCUUAAUAGUCCAAGGUCGAAAGUGCUGCAUGCCUCUGGUAAAAGCUUUUUUUAUUAACACCAUGCUGUGUAAAGGCAGCGCAGGAUACCUCCAUAAAGAACGAGGUCAUCGGGCUGCUGGAUCAAAACAAUCCAAAAAAAACGAAAGUGGGUCAGACUGGCAAGAACAAAACGGGUAAAGAGCAUAAAAAAGCGGGCAGGGGUGAGAGUAGAAAUGGGCCGGAACAUAAAUCACAGGUCUGAUGAGUGAGAAGGUGGGGGAGUAGGAGUGACAGGAUUGGGUUAGGACUGGAGAGAGUCUUUGGAUCUGAAAUGAAAGAAGUAAAUUUGACACAGGAAAAAAAACAAAAACAAAAACAAAAAGAAAUGAUCAGAUACUUUUCUGUACAGGAUGAUCAGUAAACCGCCUCUGAUUUAUGAAACAGGUGGAGUAUCUCUUUGACCUUAGAUUUAAGUCUCAGCCCUCAGAUAAUCUGUUACAUAAUGAACCUCAAUCUCAACCAAAAAAGGGCGCUGACACACCAAACACACACCAAACCGCAGCUCCACUUCCUAAUAACUACUGAGAAUGUGGGUCAGACCCGGUACUCUGUCCCAGCUGUCAUUUAUUUACUCACACUCCCGCUCAUACACGCAGAACUCCAUCAUUUUUGACCCAGGUCACAGCCGUCCAUCAAUAAUAAAGAGUACAAAAGCAGUAAGAGGACUCAGGGGGAGAGAACAGCGUCUACUUGUGACUCCGGGAGCUCAUGACCUGUUUUGUCGGGACCUGUGAGAGUGUCAGGUCAGUCAGUCUGUGUUUGUCAGGUGUUAGGGUUGAUGUGCAGACAGAUGGUGACAGCUCCGUUUAAUCUGAUGCUCCGAGUUCAUCUGAAAUAGUUUGAUGUGUUUGACACAGGAUGUCAGGAAGGGGAGCGGGGCAUCGAUUACAGAGUUUUACAGCCGCUGAACAUGAAGAGUCGGAGCAUUUUGGAAUAAUUUAGUUAAUGGACUAUUUGCAGAGCCUCGUGUGGCACAUCACAGAAGCAGUAACUCUUGGAGUCUGAACACCUCAGUCUGUUGAAUAGUGUACAAACCCAUCAUCUCAGUGUGCAGAUGACCUGGCUGCAAACUGAAGAAAUUAACAAAUUGACACUAAGUGUAGAUUAAAAGAUGAUUAUAAAAUCAUUUAUUUAUACAGUUUAAAAAAACAGUCCCUCAUAUUUCACAAUAAGUAGCACUUUUAUAAUAUUUUCUCUUCACCUUAAUUGCCAAAUUAACAUUAAAGCUUCCAUACAGAGUUUUUUUUAGACUGAAAUUAGGGCGACCAUAUUCUGAAUCCCCAAGAGGAGGACACGACUACUCAGGGCAGAGUCACAGAGUUGCUCGUAGUAAAUUUUGAGAGUUUUUUGGGUCGGUCGAGUGUUUUUUUAUGCGCUUCUAACUCAGUUAGUCCAUGUGACACAAACUCAACACUUCCAUACAAAACCCCGGACAUUUGAAGGAUUUUAUAAACUUCCCCAGACUGGCCAGACAUCCCCCCAAAAAGAGGACAUGUCGGGGUAAAAGAGGAUGUACGGUCACCCUACUGAAAUUCAUACUGAUGUCAUGAUUUCCAAAAGCAAACAAGAAAAUCAGCCACAAGAUUUGCAAUAAUUAUUAGGACUUCUCUUUCUGUUUUCAUUCCCAUGCAUUGUUGACGAAUUAUUAGGGAUGUAACAGUAUUGUAAAUAUUGCGGUAUUUCGGUUUUACAUCUCCCUUGAUCCCCUGCUCAGUGCAGGAAUAGAUGGAACCUCCCGCUAAGUUUAAAUAAGAAGUAUGAAGGCAUUUUGGUUUUGUGAUAAACAAAAAUGAACGAGAAGAAAAGACGACGGAUAUAUGAACUGUCCCAGACCGCAAUUUAGGGAGCACAAGUAAUAGGAGAAGCCACUCGAUGCACCGUGACUUGGAGAAGAUUUGUGAGGCCAAACCAAGAAGAGAGCAAGGCAUUUUAUAUUUAGAGCGGAAGAAGCAAAUACCACAAUGAUACCGUACCGUGGCCUUAAAGGGACAUUCCGGCGAAAAAUUAAGUUUACUCACCAACUCUUCUCCAGCAGCUGCUUGUUUGUGGGGGGGAGCCCUGACGAGUCGAUCACAGAGUGCAGCAGAUCUUUUCCUUGAAGUAUUAAUCAUUUUGCACUGCAGACGCAGUAGUUCUUCUGCCUUAGCGUCUUGGUCUGAUUGCAAUUCCAUGAAGAAAUGGUCAUAAAUGUUCUUCCUUGAGCUGCGAAACUCCGCUGCACUCAGUGAUCGACUCGUCAGGGCUCCCACCACAAACAAGCAGCUGCUGGAGGAGUGGUGGACCGCUGUGUGUUGCUAUCAUGCGGUCGUUGCUGAAGUUGGUACAACUAGAGAAACAAGCAGUCGCCAACAUUCAUCUUUGGAGGGAGUGUCUAACUCCGUGUUACUGUGUGUUUGACCCUAAAUUAAUUCUACGCCAGAAUAUCCCUUUAAUACCAUGACAAUACGUACCGUGAGAUUUUGAUAUGUUGCAUCCCUACUAAAUAAAGUUUGAGAAAAAAAAAGGUGCCACCUUGAACUCUUAGUUUACAAACCAUCACUCUGGAGGAUAAUUUCACUUCACCAGAAAAGUCAUCACAACUUCGUCAAACUACAUUAUUUCUUGUAUUUAUUGUCAUAUUCUUGUACCAGGAGACAUUUCGAUGUAGUUUUGGUGUUUUAAGCUGAAACAGUACCCAGAUGUUGAGUUGGUACACUUUGUCUCUCAGUGUUUUUACGAUUACCUUGGAUAUAUGAGGACGGACAACACCUACUUAACAGAGAGUGAGUAAGCACAGCUUGAUGUCCGGCAGAGGUUUUAAAGAGAGAAAGAGAGAGUCAAGAGAGAGGGAGAGGGAGAGAGCAGAAACAUGCCAGAGGGUUAAAAACCAUCAUUAUGCAGCAGCGCAGCGGCUAAAGAUAGCUGAUGCCAUUAAGCUCUGCUGCUCACACUGAGGGGAAUGAGUCUUAUCCAGGUCAGAAACGGAGAAUAAAGCGCUGUGGAGGAACGCUGCUUUUCUCUCUCAGUGUGUCACCAGAUCAACAGUCAUCAAUCUAACUGUCAGCGCUGACCUCUGAAAUAUCACACAGGUUAAAAACUGAUGGAAACAGGAUCACCAAACAACAGAGGAGAGAAGAACCGGGGCGGGUUUUCCACUUCUCCUGUUCAACAUUUCAAUCGUCCUUAAAUCAUGUCACUCAAAACAAGAGAACUGGAUGACUUGACAAAACAGCUUUUUUCACGUGUCAACUUGAAGUAAUACUAAUCAGUGAUGUUUUGAUAAUUGGUUCAUAUUGUGCAGAUUAUUGUAUUUCCCACUCACACCGUACACUGUAGUUAGUUGUGUUUCAAAGGGCCUGUGUCCACUGACAGCAUUUUAAUGUCCAGUCUUGAGCCAUUAUUUCCCUCUUUAGUAAAAACCAGUAAAGUCCUACUACGAUUGUUUAUUUUUUUACUACUUUUAAAGUUCUCAGUGGUCUUUAAAUUGCGAUUAUGAAGUUUUUGGCAAAAUCACGUUACCUGUCAUUUUUAAGUGCUUUUCUUCAGCAGAACUCCGGUAGCUCAUUAUCAAUUCACCUCUGAGUCGUGGGCGGAGACAGCACUACCCAUAAUGAAAGUUAAUAUCAAAAUUAUCUUUCUUACGAGCAUUGCAAUCUGCUAACACACACACUUGUUCUGUGAUCGUCCUCUCUACUUCUCCGAGUCUGGCCUGCAAUGCGGGGCUGCGGGGGCGGAGCUUGGAUUUGUGACAUAGGAAAUCUCACUGUUUGUGAGCUUGCCGUUUGAGUCUGCCAGAGAUUCACAGCAAUUUGAAAGCAGAAAUACUCAGAAAUGCAAUUUUGCACUUAUUUUUCUUGUGAUAUGUCCUGUAGCGUCAGAAAAAUGCUAUUUGAAAAAGAAAGACAACAAGAAAAACAUGAUUUUCAUCGUCGUAGAAAUUGCUGUUUGUUCGUUUGUUAGAUGUUUUUACAUAAGGAAUCGUGCCCCAGCUUGAGCAGCAGCUAUAAACCCGGAAAUCAUCUCCUCAAAUAAACAAACCAGGAUGCCUGAGAUGAGCAUGUGAGGGACAGACCAGGAUUGUAUCCCGGCACAAAGAGCUGUGUGUUGAAGAAGCUGGUUUUAAGGCUUAUUUCUGACUUUUAGAGUCAGUUUAUGAAACCGUCCAUGCUUUAGCCAGUUUGAUCUGGAUCCUUGUAACCCAACAAAAUAAGGUCAAUAAAGGCUUGGUUGACAGCUCCGGAUUUGGUCAGAUUUAGUUUGUCCUUUAGCACCACAACUGUUGAGUUGAUAUUUUUGAGAACAUGGUGUUGUUUCUCUCCAAAAUCCGCCUCUUCAGUUCAACAUUUCAUGGUUGAAGCAGAUUUUGGACCAAACUACAUCAGGGAGGAGCGGGUGUUAUAUAGACUCCCAUAUGAAUGAUUAGAUUUACACUUGAGUCUCCUCCCACAAUCCACGUGUCAAACUGAGCUUGAGGAGGCUAAUAGACCCUCUAUUACUCCUCAAUUCUCCACCUUCACUGUGUAGGUGUGUAAUUGUGCGUCUGUACGAGGAUAAGAUUAGAACCUGACGAGUGUGCGUCAUCGUUGCAUGAGUGUGUUAAUGGAGAAACAGCAUGUAAUGUAAAGCACAAAGAGCGGCAGGAACACUGCGAAACUGCGAUGGAAGUAGAGUCCAUUAAGCAUUUACCAUUUACAUGACUCAGAGCUGUGAUUGGUGCAGAAGACGGACAACCGCCUCAGAAAUAGUUCCUCUGGUAAAAGGUGAAGGUACGCGCUGGUCUGCGUGAAGAUUUAAAGUAAGAGAGUAACAACAGCUUUAAGGCUUUAUCCACGAGCUGCAGAGGGAGGAGGAGGCUGAGAACACACAGUUUCAAAGUACAGUCUGCAGCUUAUGUUGAUUAACUUUUUGAAUUUGGGUCAAAUUUAAGUGAAUUUGGGAAUGUUUUUGUCCCCAACUGCAAAGAAGAGACACACAGAUAAAACCAAACACUGAAAAAUAUUGAGGAUGAACUGACAGUGAAAAUAAGCUGCAUCUUUUAUAUGUACGUAUUAGAUCAUAUGACCCUGAGCUCACUGCUCUAACCAGAUCAGACAGCUCUCCUGAUAUGAAAACAAACUGAUGAGAAAAUUCAUAAAACCCUCCACUGAGGUUAUUCUCAAUUAAAAUAAUACUUUAAAUCAAGUGAUGUAGCAGUAAAUCACAUUUUUAAUACACUAAAUGACUGAACCUCAGACCGAUGACCUCUGCAGCAGCGUCCCCGUCCCGGUAAGAACAGGUUGUACCAGAAUGCGGCCUCGUCGGUGUGGCACGUUGUCGUCCCUGCAGGAUUAACCUGUGUGUCGUGGGGGCUGUAAGAGGCUUAGUCUACGUUUGUGUCCCAUUCCCUCUAAAAUCUGUCACACACCUCACUUUCUCUCACCACUUACACUCAGGUACUGUACAUGAGUACAGGAGGGAAGUACAUUACUCAACUUUUACCACUUUUUACUCAACUUUAAUUCACAGAGGAACUUUGCUCUUUUUCCCCUCUAUCUAUACCCUUUAAUAACAUCUCUUGGUCACUUCACAGAUUUACAUCACUCUGUGUUUUUAAGGAUUUAAAUAUCUGCUUUUUACUCAAGUAUUUCUACUCUCUUGCAUCCCUCCUCUCUCCUAGGUAUGUUUUCUAUAAACUCAUCUCCCCCUGCUGUAAAUCUAUGCAUUACUCCAGCUGGGUCACACCUCACGCCUCCUCUUUCAUUACACCUCCAGCGGCACACGUGCGACACAGGCAGAGUUUCUGUCACCCUACAUACUGUGAGCAGAAAUAAUCCACAGACUCCAGUCACGGCGUGAUCUUUUGAUCCUGGAUAUACUGUGCUGCGUUUUAUUAAAUUCACAGGUAUUAUACGUCGACGUGAUAAUCCCUGACAUAUUUAAACAAAUGCAUUUCUGGCGCUCAGUGUGACACUAAAUAUCACAGUCAUUGGGCUGAUGGUCAAGUGUUAUACGGAAAUACAUGGAAGUGAGACAUUCAAAUGGUAAUCCACUGUGGACAUAAGAAACACAUUCAAAAUACUUGUAUUUUACACUAGAAAUGGAUAUUUUUAAUGCAGUACUGCGGUCUAUUUUUAGUUUUCGGGCUUGCAUUUUUGCGCAGAGAUUUCUGUCAUAUUUAGGGAUCUUAAAAUAAUAAUAAUUUGCGCUGUAAAUAAUGAAAUCCUCAGACGCUUUGGAGUUUUAAGAGUCCACAGUUUCUAUAAUCACAAACAUACAACAUACAACAGAAACCUCAGUGUGAAAUAAAUCAUAUGUAUAUUCUGUACACAUGUAUAACGUAAAUAAGACUCAUGUACAUAUCUUUUUUUUAUCCUUUAAUUUCUCUUUUUGAAUCUGUAUUUAUGCUGCUGUAAUUUUGGAAUUUCCCUCCAUGGGACGAUUAAAGGAAUAUCUUAACAUCUGAUAUCUGAUGACUGUGUUUUUGUUCCCUCCUCAGUUUACAGGCAUGAGCGUGACCAGCGGGGUCGACCAGAUGGUGGCGCUACACACGGCCGCCCAAGACGACGUCCUGCUGUGUCUGCAGCAAGGGCAGCUGAGCCCCAACCAGGACCGAGUGGGCGAGCUGGUGGGAUCCAUGGUGGACCACUUCACAAGGUCAGUCCCACAACGUCACGUCAAACAUCAAUAGUGCGUGUUUGAUACUAAACAGCAACAUAAGACCAAGUUCACAAGUCAAAUGAAAUCAGGUCUGGUUCCUGGUUUUAAGUGUGCCGCAUUUUUUAAGUCCCAUAAUUCAGAAAAGUUCCCAAACAUAUCUUGGAAAAGCACCUUCCCUCUAAAUCACUUCUCAUUUCUACUGUUCAUAGAAGACUUAGAGUUUGUUAUACUUUUACCUUUCAGCAACUGGGACAAAUAGUGUAAUGCUGUUUGCUGUUUGUCACAUUUUUAGAUUUCACUUAAUAAGAAAGAAAAGGGCUUUUAUUUUCCAUUCAUUAGUAUCUGAUUCUAUGAAAAUGCGUCGCUUUACUUUUUAAUCACUCUCCGUUUCAUGAAAUGAGCUGGAGCACAGUACUGACAUUUUCAACACCACAGUUUAGAUUGACAGAAGACACCCAACACUUUACUUUGAUCUAUAUAUGAGUAUUAUUGAUAUUUUCCAACUAAUUUAGUGUAUUUUAUCGGUGCAAUAAACACCACUUUCAGGAGUAAGCACAGUAUACAUCAUCCACUAUAUAAUAUACACAAUUCACUGUGAAAUAUACACAUUAUUUUAAAAAUGCGUGCUUCUAUCGAUGAUUUUUUAGUGUAUAAUACACAUUUUUCAUCCUACAACACACAGUAAUGUAUCCUCAGUUCAGUUUAGAGUAUUUACAGUGUGUUGUUUAUUGUUUGAGUGUCCCCAUGUUUCUGCUUUGGGUGUGACACACAUCGCUUAAUGCGCAAUAUACAGUCUGCACCCUAUGAACCGAGCAUUAUACAAUAUUCACAGUGCAAUAUGCAUUGUUUUUACAAAUGCAUGUUUGUACUUGGAAAAUGCAUUUCUCUUGUGUAAUAUACAUGAUCUACCGUGCAAUAUACAUCAUAUACAGUGAAAUAUACAUAGUUAGAAUCCAGUGCAUACUUCUACAAUGUGCAUUAUCCUUAAUUUACAGUUCAAUUUAUGCCACUAACUGUGCAUUACACUCUAUUUUGCAUAUUUUGCUACCUGAAUAAUGUGCACUUAUUACCAUCUGUUAAAAAAAGUUCAUAUCUUGAUUAGUUUUUGCUGUCUUGGUACCCUUGCAAGAUUCUGGUAACACACCAGUACUGCAGAUACAGAUCUCCAUAUUUUACAUACUGAUUACAUACAUGUUUGUUUGCUCCUGAUGACAUGUUAAUUCUCCGGAACCAUCCACAGCAGGAGCUGAUUUCUCUCAUUACAGAACUUUGACCAGAGAGGGGAUAUUAAUGAGAGCGAUCAGCUGGUGAGGCGAUUGUUGGAGAAGAAAAACACUCGGCCUCCCAGCUCACAUGAAUAAACACAUGAGCAUCAGAAUCAUUGUUAGCGGUCAAGAGACCCGCGGCUCAAAUGGAGUCUAUUAACGCAGAAUAACAAUUACGCAAAUCAUAUUCUUGGCAUUUAUCAGUGUCAUAGUUGUCUGCGUCUAUGGGCCGCUGUGAAUAAAGCGCCAUGAAAUGAAUCAGUCGCGCUGACAUUUAUCACAUUUAUCACCCCAACCUGAUAUGUCAUUUCUGUUUUUGAGUCUGAUUCACAUCCGCCCACAUCCAUCUCCGCCAGACUCCUCUUGAAUGGCGUGACCUACAAGUCUUCACACACAGCAGACUGUUUUGGUUGUGUCAGUGGGCGUGAGUGUGUGUGUGUAGAAGUGUGGGCGUGUUGUUGUAAGCACGGCCCGCUGAGACAGCACCCAGUCCGCUAGGAUUGGUCUCCCAGAGUCUUAAUCUUCCAAAUCCUGCUCGGACCACAGCCAGUGACGUAGGAAAAGGACUGAACAGAUGCAAACGCAGGGCAGAGGGAAUUCUCUCUGCUGGAGCCAAAAAUCCCCCAAAACAGAUUCAAUUAUUUUAGUGUUUCAACUUUACAAAGAAGUUUGAAGGUUCAGUCUUUUAAAUAAGGUCCACUGGUGUUUGUGGAGCUUUCAGCCUCUGAGUACAUUUACAUAGUUAGGUCCCAUGAUAACAAACUAAACCAUCUGCAUUUGUUUGUUUGUGUCUUUUAGCUCAAGGCCUGUUUCCCCCGAGAUCAUAUUAAAAUCACAUUAAAAACAUGCAGAAUUAGAAUAUGGACGUACAGCAUGUGACUUCAACAUAAAUAACACUGAAGCAAACCCAACAAUAACUCUGCUGAAGGAGAUGAGGCACAAGUUUCUAAAACAUGACGUGAAAUGGAAAUGAUAACUUUUACGACCUCACUACAGUGUAAAUGAAUCACCAUCAUCACCGUCUAGAUUUGGUUCUGUGUAAGUGUCAUUUAUUAUAGUUUUAGGUGACCAGACAUCCCCGGGGGCAGUCCCCAAUUAAAGCUUUUCAUGAAUGAGAACAAAAAUCUUGCGUGUAGACUAGAAAAACAGUUAUUACGACAGCUGAGUAGGUAGGAAGCACGAGUAAACUUGUUGCACGCAGUCCUGAACAACAGUUUUUAUGAAGGUGUGCUACUAAUUAGUACCAACCUAAUGACUUUGUUGCUAGAUUUAGCAACUUUUCAGACCCCUCUAGCGACUUAUUUUCAAAAGAGCACCUAGCGACAAAUCUAGCGACUUUUGCUGGAGUUAAGAGACUCCAACAUAAACGCAGAAAUAGAUGUUACUCUUCUCAACGGGUUGCUAGUGUGUAUGAAAAACACAGACACUUCGACAUCCCUUGGAAGACUCCUCCUCCUCCUUUUCCCGGGGGUGGUGGGGUUGGUCGCGACAGUGGGUUUGACAGAGAUAUUAUGCAAAUAUGCAAAUUAGGCGAUGGCCACCUUCUUAUAGUUACCUUCAUAUUAGGACUGUAAAGUCCUAGUUAACCAGUCCACUUAUUGGUCGAAAACGUGCUAAGUCGAUCAAAAAGGAGUAACUUAAGUGCUAAUGGGGGUGUUUUCAGAGCACCCCUUGUUUCACAGGUAACACCCUGUCUCAGAACACCCCCCUUGUUUUCACCAUUUUGGACUCUGCUGGUUUACUGAAUAUUUAUUUUAAUUUUGAGCGUUUCAACUUCCCUUUUGUGUUUAAUUGCUGUCUUGUGCUGAUAUCAGUAUAUUUUCACACCACUGAUCCACGUCGUCCCUCGCUGCAGAAGGGUUUGCCGUCAGAGUCAAUUUUUGGUCAAAAAUUUCAGGGUUUUAGUUGACCAGGCAUUUCUUUGGUUGAUUACAGCCUUACUUAAUACGCUCUGUAAGAGGCUGUAAAAGUACAGAAAAAAGCAACUUCAUAUGCAACAGGACAUUCAAAUUAUUUUACAUUCUGCAGACAAGAAGAUGGAUGAUUUAAUUGGGAUGAUUUUAGUCUAAUGAUGAUAAUAAACAGCUGCAGCCACCGUGGUGAUCUCUGCCCAGAUAAGUCCAUUAGCUCAAACUAAUGCAGUCUACACUUCAGUCCUGCUGUAAUUUUUGCCUCCAUUAAAGGUUGAAAUAAUUAGUUUUAGUCUGGUACUUGCUGAAUAUUUUUACAGCUGCAACUUUAAGUCUGACAGCCCUAUAUUCUUCCACAUAUUUCACAGUGUAUAAUGCUGUAUGUUAUCAGUGUGGGUUAGAAACAGCUGUGGUUACCUUAAACUGAAAUCAGUUGAACUUUUCUGAGGACAUCACAGACUAAACUGACUUCUUCUUGUGCAGUCAAAUACGAACCCUUAACUACAAUCCAAUUUUUACUUUUUACAGCCUGAGAAAGACUUCUAGAUCUUUCCUCCAGUGAUAAGAAAUGAAGUCUUUACUCCCCUUGUUCAGUCCAGCUACACCAAAAGAAAAUAAAUCAAGGUUUGACGGUUAACGGCGGCAAAUUAAAUAUUUAGCUGACGUCUCCCUGGUAGCUGGCUCACUUUUUCACUGACUCCAUUUUAGGAUUCUAAAUUAGCAAGAAGCAUGAAGGCGGAGAGGACUUGGUGUUACCCAUGGUUUACUUGUUGCAGAUGAGUGAGAAAGUUCACACUGUGUCCCACAUCCAGCUCAGCCAGUCACAGGAAUCCAUGACUUGUGUUUUAAAGGGAUAUUCCGGCGUGAAAUUAAUUUAGGGUCAAACACACCGUAACACCGAGUUAGACACCCCGUCGAAACAUGAAUGUUGCCGACUGCUUGCUUCUCUAGUUAUACCAACUUUAGUAUCAACCGCAGAUAUCAAUCAACCAAAACGCCACUCUAUAGCCACAAAUAAUGCUCAGAACAGCUCCUAACUUCAUCAACAGGACAUAUAGGGUCCCAGCCAUAGUACUAGCCACCAAACAUCUUUUUAACUUUGCCUUAUUUCUUUAGCAAAGAGACUAAACACAACUCACCUACUCUCUUCCAGCAGCCGCUUGUUUGCAGUGAAACCACGGGCCAGUCCAUUACAGACUACAGCGGGGUGCCGCAGCUCAGGGAAGAACAUUUAUGCACUGCAAACGCGGUAGUUCUUCUGCCGUAACGUCUCGAUCUGAUUGCAUUUUCACAAAAAAAUGAUCCUAAAUGUUCUUCCUUGAGCUGCGGCACCCCCCUGGCUAGGACCCUAUAUGUCCUGUUGAUGAAGUUAGGUGCUGUUCUGAGCAUUAUUUGUGGCUAUAAAGUGGCGUUUUGGUUGAGGUUUGUUUAUGGCUCUUCAGACCGCUGUGUAUUGCUAUAGUGUGGUCGUUACUAAAGUUUGUAUAACUAGAGAAGCAAGCGGUCAGCAACAUUUAUCUCUGGAGGGGGUGUCUAACUCGGUGUUAAAGUGUGUUUGACCCUAAUUUAAUUCACCGGAAUAUAAGUUAAAGUUAGUACAGUAUUAUGAAGAUGCUAAAACAUGCUCGCACCAUGAUAAAUUAUCCCCUCUUAGCUUGUUUUUGCUCUCCUGCAGCAUCAGGGUGUGUGUGUUCCCACUUUUACGAGUCCGCCUGUUUAUGCUUUUGUUGAUUUUGCGAGCUUCAGACUUUUGGUCCGAGUUUGGGUCCUUCAGUCGGGGGUUGUUUGUGUGUUACUGGGUCUCUGCAGCAGCUGUGCGUCUCUGCUCGGGGUGCGCCAGAGAAGGGUCGAUCAUCGUGGGGGGAGUCAGCUUCAGCUUUCUACCCGUCUUUGUGCCACCAUCUGCGGUGAAUGGAGGGGGGUCAUGACCUCAACCAGGCUACUCAUGAGACAAAGUCAGGGGUGAGCCGUGUAAGUGUGUGCGAGCAUGUGCGAGCGGGGGGGAGGAGGAGGAGCAUAACAACACACUCACUCUUCUUGUGCUUCCCUCUGUCAGGAAGUGAGAUUGAAAAGAUGAGAGUCACGCGCUCGUCAUUUUUGUUUAUGAGGCCUGGCGAAUGGUCAAAGAAAGAAAGAGUGAAUGAAGCGAUUGUGAUCCCUGCUUCUAUUUUCUCCCUGCAGUACAAACACGAGAGCAGGGAUCACUGAGUGUUUACAGUCGAGAGAGUUGUGCUGCGGUGAAGUCAGUCUCGUCCAAAAGUGGGUCAGUGAACGCGGCAUCAGACACACAAGGUAGAAGUCUGACUUCAAAGCUGCUCUGUUGGCAAGGUCGGCGAAGACAAGCUGUCUGGUUCCCUGUCAUGUCACAUCCAUCUCAAGUUCCCAUGGUGCGGCUCACUCCUCUUCAUCCCGUAGCAGCCUCCUCAUCCUCUCUCUCCUGCUUUCACCUGGGCCUGAGCUGUCAGCAUGAAUGAACGAGCGAGCGAGUGUGUCGUUAUGUUUACUGAGAUGGAGGGAAUUUGUGUGUGUUAGGAGUGGGGGGUCGACUCGGGGACCAUCUGCUGGGACAGCUGGGGAUGUAUGAGCGAGCUGAAGGCAGGAUUUAGGGAAUGAUCCGCCCUGGCCUUAAAAGAUUGAGAAGGAUUCUUUACUUAAAAGGUAAUUUGGGGAUUUAAUAACAUUACUCAUCACUGACCCUCAUCAGAAUAGAAGUUUUUACACCAGCUGUUUUCCUCAAGUUCCCAUGAAACAGCUCGACCCCUGUUUGGUCCUGGAAGUUAACAUGUCUUUAUUUAAAAACAGGAAGCUCGAAGGAGGGACUUGUUGUGGGGAGUGAUUGGCGUUUACAGUGUUGAAUGUUAUUGAAGAUGAGGACAUUCAAAUACAAACACAGUGUUGACCCAAAAGCUUCAAAGUCUGGUGUAUCAUGUGAGAGAAACUUGGAUGAGAAAACUGUAAACAACUUUUCACUCUAUCCUGUCCUGUUCUAUUCUAUUUUAUUUUAUCUAUUCUAUUUAUGGAUACAUCUAACAAAAGUUAUUUUAGCGCUUGCCUUGUGCUUGUUAUAAUCUGUUCUACUCUAUUCCAUUCUAUUCUGUUCCAUUCUGUUCUAUUCUAGUCUACAUUUACUACUCAACUGUAUUAUAUUUUGUUCUAUUCUAUCUUAUCCUAUCCUAUUCUAUUCUGUUCUGUUCUAUCCUGUCCUAUUUCAUUCUUUUUUAUUCUGUUCUAUUCUAUUCUAUCCUAUCCUAUCUUUUCCCAUCCUGUUCUGUUCUAUUCUAUUUUAUCCUUUUCUAUUCUAGGAUAAGAUAGAAUCCUAUCUAUUCUGUUCUACUCUAUUCCCCUACUCUAUACCUACUCCACUCUAUUCUGUUCAGUUUUAUCCUAUUCUAUUCUAUUUUAUUCUGUUCCAUUCUAUUCUACUCUGGUUUACUCUAUUCUAUUCUUUUCUAUUCUAUUCCUUUUUGUUGUAUUCUAUUCUGUUCUUCUUUACUCCAUUCCUUUCUAUUCUGUUCUAUUCUAUUCUAUUCUAUCUUAUCUUAUCCUAUCCUAUUCUGUUCAAUUUUAUUCUGUUCCACUCUAUUCCACUCUAUUCUAUUCUAUCCUAUCCAACCCUAUUCAAUUCUAUUCCAUCCUGUUCUAUUCUGUUCUAUCUUAUCUAAUCUAUUCUAUGCUUACUUGUUCUAUUCUAUUCUGUUCUAUUCUCAUUCUCUAUAAUUGUAUAUUGAUCAGUGUGAAAGAUUGUUUACUGCUUUGGUCAUUUUGUUCUGACUUUCAUGUCAAAGUUAAUUUGAUUUGAAUUCAGUAAACUAGAUGCAACUUCCAGAGUCAUCAGACAGAGUUAUCUUUUUCCUUUUUUUAAUUUUAUUUUGUUUGUUGAGUCCUGUAGAUGAUCUCUGGAAAUGCUGUUUUACUAAAAGUUUAGGUAAAUAUUUGUCACUUUUAGACCUCUCUGCUGCGCCCCUGAUAUAAGGUAGUUUAUUUUCAGGUGUUUCCUCCUCUUCUUAUCACUGAAAAAUUCGUGCCUGACAGGAACAGACCCGACUGUCUGAGAGUUCUUCCUCCAACUCCCCUGCAGAAGAGUCAUCUUCUUUUUUAUGUAUAAAUAUUUAUCCUUCUAUUCUGGGGGAAGAAAAGUAAAAUUUUAAUUUGCACUCCUCUCCCUUACUUUUCGUGUUUGUUUUCGUUUACUCUGUCUCUUCCUCCUCCAGCUUCCCUCCGUCUCCUCUUUUCUAAAUCAGCACUUUCACUUAUGAAUAUGGAGAGACCUGGGACGGUGUUGCAUUAAUAGCAAUCUUCUGGGUCACCCCUCCCUCCACAGUGUUGCUGGAAAACUGUGCAAAAAAAGAAGACGUGAUUUCUUUUUAACCCGGGAGCAGGAGUGAGAGGUCUUGUGAUGUUUUUAAUGACCACAGACACACACUGAGUUGUUCCUGAUGUCUGCGGACUUGUUGACUUUCUUGACCUCGUUUAGUGUAAACUGUUUGUCUGGUGAGGGAGGCAUUCAUCCCUCUCUAUUCUAAACUCACUUUUUAGGUCGUGAAAGGCGUCAUCCGAAGCUUAGAAUAGCCUCCUCUGUCUCUCUACCUCCCCUUUUCUUUCCUCCCUCAGUGACUGUCCUAAAUGUGUUCUUCUUUUGGUCGGUGCUGGCGGCUGGACCAACAGGAGACAGCUUCUGCUCUGAACUUUCCUCCAUCAGAUUGUUCCCUUUUACUAACUCUCUGCCCUUUUCUCUCUCUCUCUUUCAUUGUUCCUCCUCCAGAUUUUGGUUUAAUACACAGGCACAGGAUUAGUGCUGCUGCAGUUUUAAACAAAUACACUCCUUCACCUCUUUCUGCAGACUCAACAUCUAAUUGUAGAAUCAGUAGACAAUGGUGGCCUGGAUUUAGUUUAAGAAAUGUUCUGGUUUCUCUUUGUUGUAUAUUUUUUAUUCCAGUCAAUUAUAUAUCAGCAGGCUUUAUAAUGUGCAAGUGAAACCUAUUCUAUGGAGAGCAAAAGUAGGCGGGACUUCUCAUCUCCUAUCAGCAGUAAUCCAUCUCUAUGGAUAGAUGGGCCCAGCCAUCCUUUUUAAAUGUAGUCUUACAAUAAUAAUAAUAAUAAUAAUGAUAAUAACAAUAACAAUUACAAUAACAAUAACAAUAAUAAUAAGAAAAAUAAAAUAAUAUAUAAAAUAUAAUAAGAUAUAAAAUAUAAUAAAUAACAAAAUAAAAUGAAAUAUUAAUAAUGAAAUAAAAUAAUUAAAUACAAAAUAAAACAAUAAAAUAAAAUAAUAAUAAUAAAAUCAACAUAAUAAUAAAAUAAAAAUAAAAUAAUAAUAAUAACAAGUAAUAAUAAAAUAAUAAUGAAAUAAGAAAAAGUAUGAAAAGUAAAUAAAAAUAAAAUAAGAUAUAAAAUAAAAUAAUAAUAAAAUAAAAAAUAAAAUAACAAACUAAAAUAAUGAUAGAAAAAAGGAAAAAAUAAAACAAGAUAUAAAAUAAAAUAAUAAUAAAAUAAAAAAUAAAAUACGAUAUAAAAGAGAAAAUAAUAAUAAUAAUAAUAAUAAUAAUAAUAAUAAUAAUAAUAAUAAUAAUAAUAAUAAUAAACCAAACAGAAAUCCUUUCUCAUUGUCCUAAAAAUAUAAAACAAUAUUUUGUCGCCCACCAGACAUGAACACUGACCUAUUUCUCUCUGUUCUCUAGCAGUCAAUGCUAAUCAGUCACAUAGUUACAUUUAUUUUCACCCUGCAGCCUGUUGAUCAAAAUUCCUAUCUUCUACCAUGUGAGCUUGACUGGUGUUAGCAUGUGUUAAAACAUUAUUCACCAAAACUAAAACAGUAAAACUGAAACAAUAAAGUCCACUCAGUUCACUUCUGCUGUGAUUUAUUAUUAUCAGUGUUUUUCUAUUUUCAGUCAGUCAUGGUUUCCUUGUAUUAAUUUGUCGUGAUUCACAGUCUUCAUGCUUUUCAUAAAAAUAUUAAGGUCACGUAGUUAUGAUGACAGCCAUAAUUAAAGGGAAAUUAUUCCACAUUUCACGCAAAUGUCCAAUCAGUGUUGAUGAUAAAUCGACUAAUUAAAGCCACACAUUCCUCAGCAUGUGCUUGAACUACAAACAAGCUGAAUUCUCUCUUUGAGGCUUGAAUGUGGAAAAAUAAGGAUCAUGAUCGUCUCUGAGCAAAUGUUUACAAAGUCCUCUGACAGACAAAGCAAGGUGAAGAUUCUAACACUGAACACUGCAGGAAAAAAGCGAGAAGAGUAAACGUAAAUAAAGAGAAUAAAAGUGAUGAAACAGAUCGUCAACCACAGCGGAGCAAUAAAUGAUAAAUCAUAGCAUAUAGGAAGAUCAAAACAGAACGAGGCAUUCAAGGACUUUAAAGGUUAGGAGCGGAAAACAGGGAACAUAAAAACAGAUAAAAAAGAUGAUAAAUUAAUAGAUACACAGAAAGAUAAAACCGUGAAAAAGGGCAGUAAAAGGAGGUAUCAGAAGAGGACUCAUGAAUGUUUGUCAAAGUCCGUCAGAUGAUAAAAACACUUUUACAGUUCUUAACUGUUUGUUUGGAGAGUUUUUACAUCCUUUCUUCAUCUUUCAGGGUUUGUUUACUACUUGGCUGCCAUGAAAGAAAAAUUAAAGUUUAAGUUUAAGCAGAGACACUUUUUUUAAUCAUACAAUAUGUGCAAAUAUCAGUUCCGGACAUAAAGAUCGUGGUAUCUUGAAGAAGAGAUAGUUGUUCCAAAGAAAUGUUUUCAUCAUGGAAAUAGAAAUUUUCUGUGUGUGAUCUGCUGCUCUGUGGACUCACAGACCUUUACUGAGGCCGGUAUUUCAGUCGUACAGGAUAUAUAAUCCAGUGCUUGUUUGUUUGUUUGGGUCCAGAUCUGGUCAGUAUUUGAGGCCAGUAUGUUUCCCAUAAUCCUUCCCCCAAACAAGAAAGCACACAGCACAAACAGCAUAACCUCCUCAGCAGAGAAGGGCGAUGAUUUCCCAUUAAAAAACGAUUUCACUGCGCGGGCAAACAUUUCACUGGUAUUGUUUGUCAGGCCGACUGUUCGCAGGAGAAGCAGAGGAGAUCGUUUCUCAGCUGAUAGCGGAACAGUUCGGUCUAACCACGAGCCUUUGAAUCGCUUCAUUAUGCUGAUGCUCGUGAAAUGGAAACAAUUUUCCAGGUGAAACAAAUUUCACAGAGCGGCUGCAGAGGAGGCGAUAUGAGUGGAGGUUUAAAAGUGAGAGCGAGGGGAGGGGUUGGAAACAUCAAGUGUCACGAGCGACUCAAAGGCUGUGAAUACCGCAUGAUAUUUCCCUUUCUUCUCAUUUUCAUCACGCCCAGAGAAGCCGAUUUCAAAAACACGUCCUGUCUACGCCUCUUUCUUGGUUAUUUACACUCGGGGACUUUCUGUUAAAGCGCCUUAGAGCCUCCUGUGGGCCGGCGACUGACCUCGAAACUGCACCAGCAUCAAAAGGCCUCUUUGUGGAUUCAAACGGCGCACACGUGCUGCCUGGAAAUCGACCUCAGAGUGCAACAAAUGGAUUUACCAACCACAUUUUUAUUCUUCACAACAGUCCCUGUAGUGUUUGAUGCCACACAGAAAGAAACUCAUGAGCUCUAAAUGAGGAGUUCUAACCCCUGACAGCACAUGUUUGGAUGUUUUCUCUCUGUCACUCAGCUGAAGAUGUUCACACAGAUAGCUCUGACAGUGUCCUCCUGAGGUGAACAAACGCCGAUUAUACUUUUCAACAGUUUCCAGUCACUGAUAAUCGAUUAGAUGAGAUGUUUGGCUCAUCUUCCUCGCAGGCCUGCCGUUAAACUGAUUUGCUUUAAUCAGAAACACAGCGCUCUUGAACUUCUCCACGCUGAAAGAAGUGAUUGAAGCCUCUUCUGUUUAAGUACAUCACACUUCAUGACUGGAGAACCAAGUGUUGUUUUUCCCUCUAUUUACUCGCACUGUUUAUAUAAACCGCUCUAAAAGCGUUUGCUCCGCUGAGUUUCCCGAAUGACUCAUUUUUUUCCCAGAAUGCCCCCCGAUGAGGCUCAAGACGCAGGGUGCAGCUGGUUGCGAUAGGCCCGCUGUUUCUGAUGACGCUGAUGCUGAUUAUAAUGGAUGAGAUCGGAUAGUGAUGAUCAACACCGUGACACACAACGCAUGCGGGUCGGUUCACUCCCCGCCUGCUGCCCGGCUUCUGCCCACGUUACCCCCGCUGCUCGGGGCUGCAGAUGCUGCUGUUGCCAAAGCAAUGGUUGCCGGGGAGAGCAGGAAGCGCUGAUUGAGAUUGAAGCGAGAAAUUGCAGGGUUUUGUUUGUGGGGGUCAGGUCGGGUGACGAGAAGGUUUGGGUUGAAGUGUUUGGACUCUGCUGGAUAGAAACGAGCAAACAGGGGAGACACAGCUUCGACUAUCACCCUUUUUUAACUUUAGGGUAAGUUUGGCACAUUUACAAGACUUUGAGUUAGCUCGGCAUAAAGAGAGAGGGGAAAAAGCUUCUGUCCAAAGGUAGCAAAUGGCUCAUUUACGCUCGCCAUACAUAUGAAAAUGAAUGAAUGAAUGCUUUUAUUUUGGUUUAAAAAUAAAAAUAUUGUCGCAUUUGUUCAUUUUCCUUUUAUUACAUAUAAUUAUUUAUAAACAAAUGCAAACAAAAUGUCCGACCAGUCUGGCGAUUUUUCGAUCAUAUGGCGUACCUUUGGUGAAAGACUCUGCCAAGCUCUGUCAUAUGAGAGGAGCUGCUACAGUUUUAGUUUUUGGUGCAGCGGGUGCGCCACGCAUCUUUUGGCUCUCAUAAUAGAACUUAGCGUGUUUCAUCUUUAGGUGUUGGAAAAGGUUGUUGGUGUUUUCUCCUCCAGCAACGACAACCACACGACACUCUUUGUCGGAAUCUCUAAAUCCGAAGAAUCUCCAGACAACCGAUGUCGCGGGUUGCCUCCGUUUGCUCGGUACUGUCACUAAUCUCCGCGUCCGCCAUGACCACCACCAGUGAAGCUGUUUCUUCUUCGUUGAAACUGUGCCAAGCAGUCUGCUGGACACGCUGGUGAUUAUAGGGGGCGCUCCCAAACCGGACUUAUCAAACGCUGCACGACACGCUGGUGAAUAUACAAAAACGCACCCAAACGGAUGCACUCCGGCUUUCCUGUUAGCGAGCGCAGACGACUACACACUGACUCAGAGAAAUGCAGCAGACAUCUGCUCUCUCUCUCUCCGCUAUAAACAGUAUCACAAAAUUUCUACCGGUAGGCACUUUUAUACCAUCACACAGUAUUAACUGUCAUACUACCCAACCAUUACAUCCACCAGGGGGCAGGCCAGAGUCCAAAGUUUCUGACGACAACAAACAAAAAGAAACAUGGCGACUGUGGAGAAGCUAGUUAUAAUGUAUAUUUUGCACAGGAGACAGAAACAGAGGCAGUGUUGGAGGAGGUGGUGGUUGGUCAGGCCACUAAAUGCCUCGUGGUUGGAGGACGGAGAAUUCUUACUUUAGUCGUACCGCUGAGAGAAAUUGACAACGAUCCUCAAAAUACCAGUCAUUGUCUUCUUUGUUUCUCUCUAGAGAUACGUAUCGGAUUGUGACAGCAGCAACACCGCCCCCAUGGUUUCCGGUGGUACUGCUCCGUCUGACCCGUAUCUGUAAACUUCAAGGAUACUUGUAAAAAUACGGACGAAAAGAACACGCAGCACAGACGGAACGCUCUGUCCGUAUCUGAAUCUGUAUGUUACAUUGAGCAUAAAUGAGCCUUAAGACUCACUAAUAAACACUUGAUGUAUUUUUUGUUUAAUCCGAGCAAAACCAGAUUUACGGGGGCUUUUGUGCUGAAAUACUUCCUGGCUCAGACCGGUCGGAGAACCUGCUCGAAGCCAAGAAAUAGUCCGGCACGAGACCCCGCAGUAAACCCACAAGUUGGCAGUUUUUACAGUCUGUAUCGCAGGGAUAAGACUCGCAAUAAAACGUGUUAACCUGUGAGCUUAAGGGCUGCAGAGAGACUCGUCUGAAAGAGCCGGGCCAACUGAAUGUAGUUAUGUUUUACAGAGCUCUUAUCAACGGUCCCUGCUCUCCAGUUUGAGUCCAUUCACAGCAUGUUACACUGAUAUAUUAACGAGUUUUAAUUAAAGCUUCAAAAUCUGCAAUUUAAGCAGAACGAAAGGAUUGACGACUUUGAAUUAUGUGGAGGAAACACACUGAACAAACACAUCUCUAUUGCAGCUCUGCAAAAAUGAGGAAAGCCUGUAUGAAGCUUUGAAUAACAUCUCUGGAUUGACUGAAGAUUUUGUCGGUGCACAUCAACAAAACACUGACCGCGCUCACGUUAAACCAUCGUAAACUUCUCGGUAAAAAUCAGGAAACAGCUGUGGUUCUGGGAUUUUUGGUCAGAGACGGGACGCAACAAUAACAGACGCCCAAACAUUUACCUCAACGUCCUCCCGCAGAGGUUUGGCAGCUCUUUAUCAGGGCCGUGCCUCUUACAGGUUUGUGCUCGAGGUUUGGAUGAUUACCUGGAAAAGUCUGAAAGAUAAAGAGGUGUAGAAAUAUUUACAUUUACUGGCAUGAAUUCGAUACCGUUUCCUCCAGUGUUUGAAUUGGUGAUAUUAAGUUGUUGCUUCAUAGACUCUGAGUCUCUGCAGCCACCGGCCCUCUCCUCUCCUCACAGCAGCAGAAAGUUGCACAUUUCUGCACCGCAGGCCUUCACAGCCUGUCAUCGUCUGUCCUCAGGCUCAGCCAGAGGCUUCUCUCCAGCUCGCUCUCUCUGCCGGUGUCGGGUUUCUCUUGUGGUGUCCGGCGCGAUGAGAUCAGUUAUCACACACACAAAUCAAAAACCCUUUGGAGGUCAGUGGGUUUGUGUGUCGGGUUUGCCUCAGCUGCAACAGCAGCAGCUCCGGACAGCUGGUUUUAGGGGGUUUAGGGGAAGGCAGGGUUUGAGGCCGACAGGGGGCCAAGUAGAAAAAAAACGACAAGGCCACACCUGUUGUGGCGACUUAUGAUGAGCGGAGACAGAUUCAGAAACAAGGCAGGGAGAGAAAACAGAGGGGUUAAACUUGGAAGCUCGAAAGCUCAUCUUAUCUCUGUUAGACCUCACCAGAAAAAGCAGCAAGUUUUGGGUUAAUUUUUCCUUCUUCUGAAAAGAAUUUCUUCAGUUCUCGCUCUCUGAACGUGCUCGUCAUCUUCUCAUAGAUUUCAAAUGUAAAAUAGGCUAAAGUGAAAAGAAAGAGCAGUGCGUGUACUUUGAUUUCACACCAAAUGUGAUGGACUCUGCCUUCAACCCGUGCUGUUUUUCAUCAAGCAGACGCAGCAGGCUUGAGUGCCUGCAAGUUCUGUCCUUAUUGCAUAUGUAUUUGAAAGGGAGGCUGGUUUGGAUAAUAGGAUGAGACGUGUUAACAGAGGGUGAUUAUGUAUUCUGCAGGAUUUACUGAGGUCACACUGUCUCAGACUGUCAGUUUUGCUUCUGAAAAGGAGGCAUAAAAUACUCAUGCUAUUCAGAGCGGUCUAUUCAUGGGCAGCUCAGAGCGAGGAGCCAGUCUUCACUUCUGCCUGCAGUUUGAGGAGUGGGGGAGAGAAACCGAGAAAGCUCUGUUAUCAGUUUAAAAAUAUGAGUAAACUUGAGGUUCUCGUACUUUUACCUGAACUGACACACGUUAAUAACUUUCUGGUCGAGCAGCAUGAGUGAAAACAAAACAAACUUUUCACCCUGACUUGACUGAGACUUUUUCUGCAGGGCCCCUCUGGUGAUAUUUCACAUGAAGAUGAGCCGAUGUUAGAACGAAGCAGCAAAAAAUCUGGAAAAUCCACGACUAGUGAGAAGGACGGGGUGUUGACGUGUAAUUGGAAGAACAGGAUAUACAUAACAGUAUGAUUAAAACACUCUAGUAGGAAGGAGAGUAGUUUACCCGAUAAGAAGUCUGUGUGGGUUUGAUAUAAAAGCAUGUCAUGGGUCCCCCAUGGGCACCCCAUGUGCUGCCUACUUAGACUUCCACCCAUUUACUUUCACUUAACUGUGAUGAAACUGUGAAACCUCGCCACACAAAGUUGUAAAAACUGACGUAGAAUCUGAAAUAAGAAAUGACAUGAGAACGUUUUUACGUCCUUUUCUGUCCAGUUGGCGUAACUAUGUUAAGUUAAACCUAUAAACACUGUAUUCAGUGGUUUCAUUUUGAGAGAUGAUAGAAAAGCUUAUUAUCAAAGUGAAGUUUAGUAAAGUUGUCAUCGAAUAAAAAAUCGAAAUGGAAAAUUGAGUUUCCCCCCAAAAAAAAUUGGGAUUUUAGUUUUUGCCCAAAUGCCCUGCUGGACGUUAUAAAAUGAAGUGUCUGAUCAAUCAAAGCAGCUCUCUUUAACAUGCAUUUACAUGUAGACUGUCAUUUCCUCCAUAUAUAUAUAUAUAUGUGUGUAUGUUAAUAAGCUGAGGAGAGAGGAAAGAGUGUAAAUAGUAAAGCUUAUGCUACGUUCCAGUUACCUUGGAAGUCAGAUGUCGGAGCUGGGAAUGACAAUACGUCUGAGUUGACGGCGUUCCAGUAAACAAGUUGAAAGACCAAGAUGGACGCCUACUGUUAGCUGUUGUUAGCUGUUGUUAACAUUUGUCAGCUGUUGUUAGUUGUUGUUAGUUGUACCACUUGUAAACAACACAUAACACAGUAUUUUACUCUUACAACUCCAUAGCACCGUGUUCACAGUUAGAUGUUGGGCAGUACAACUUCCGAGUUCAACUGGAACACAGCAUAAGUCUGCUUUACUACAUAUCCCAGCGUGCUUUGCCUUUUUGAGCGCCAUCUUCUGGGUAACACAUCAACAAGUACUUGUGCAUUGUAACUAGUGAGAUAAACGCACCUUUAGACAGAUGACAAGAAGGCAUGAUUUAACAGUAUCCUCAAUGAGCCAUGUUGAAAUAUUGAUUGAUAAGUAUUGAAAACUUUAUAGUGUAAAGAUUGAUAUGAGUGCAGAAAUGCUUUAACUUGUGCUGAAGAGACUUUGGCAGUAAAACGACUUGAAGUUGAAAUGAAGAGCUCACAGAGGUCUGAGCGCCUCUUCCAUCCCCAUCUCUCAGAUUUGACUUUAUCUGUCUGAUGCUCUUACCUGCUGUCUCCACUGUACUAAACCAGAUUGCCAGCACCAUUGCAUAACAGCUAAGGAUUAUAUAAUCUGCAUAAAUUAAACUCACCUUUUUCUCAGCGAGACUUCCUCUGCUGUGAUUCCCAGCCAUGUUUUUGAAGAGGACCAGUCACUUUGGAGAACAGGACACUGACGGUUACAUUAGGAUGUUGUUGUUGCCAAAUUUGGCGGACAGUUGCCAGGUUGGCUUACAUUCACGAGCCAGCCCUGCUUAUCAGUCACAUUAUCAGCAUUCAAAGGCGUCCGCAAAUAGCUGCUCGGCUGGCUCUGCAUCUGCUUUCUAAAGCUUUUACGUCGGGUUCAAAUAAAGUGCAGACGAGCCAAUCUGAGGAAUAUUGUCAUAAGCAGAAAUAUCAGCCGGGUUCCCCAGGGAGCCAGGCCGUGACGUAGACUGAAUCUUUGUACGCACUCUGCAGACUCUCAGCCGUGUGUUUCAGCAGGGUAGCGGGGUCUCUGCGGCCCGGCUGAGGCUGCAGGAUCUCAGAGGGCCGCAGAGGAAGCGGCCACUUCACAGUGGAUCAUCUUCAGCUGACGGUGCAGCGAGCAGCCCUGUCGAGCGAGCGGAGUCACACUUCCUGGUCCCAGCUGUCAGCAGAGGGAUCGGAUGUGUGACGCCAAAACACCUCCACCCUCCACGCUACUGCGAACGGUUGAACUCAUCCGUGGCAGGAUGAGGUGUGAAGAGAUCCACGACAAACUGUCAAUAAGAAAAGACACGUUCUUAUAGAGGCUGCGAGAGAAACAGUUUGAAGGUUACAGAUAUGAUGAGGUGGGAGUUUUUACAGAACAAGGUGUUUCAGACCUGAUCGAAAGAGAGUGGAGCUACAGGGGGCGCCACUGAGACGUAAAAACACCAAGACAAAUAGAUGAAGAAUGAGAGAAAUGAAGGGAGCUUUUUUCAAUUUGGAAAAAACCUGGUAUACGUUUCUGCAUCAGAUCUUUUUUUACACUAUCUGUGUGAUCAACUAGAUUUUUUAAGCCAGCCCCUAGUGGCCAGUUUAGGGACUGCAGUUUGUGGCACUUGCAUUUUAAGGGAUAUUCCGGCUGAGAUAAAUUUAGGGUCAAACACACCGUAACUCCGAGGUAGACACCCUGUCGGGAGAUCAAUGUUGCCGACUGCCGACAAUCAAGUUUAGAGUAAAAGUUGGCAAAACCAUACAACAGUUUAAGAAGGUAUUUUAAAAACAAAUAUGUGUGUUUUUCUCUUCCAGGAUAAGAAAGGUCCAUUUUCCUGUGAAGGUUUGCUGCUCAGCCGUUCAGCUCUACAUGCGAGGGAAACCAAAGAGCGCCACGGUGGAGACCAAACCCGGACAGACCCACGCCGAUUUCAAGAAGGCACGAGAUGGUUUCGUCCUGCUGGUCCCUGCAAACUAACAACCAAAACCAACAACAACAACUUGACCCCAGGACUGCCGUUAGAUGUACUGAUCUCUGAACUGAUGGAAACACCAGUUUCUAUGUUUAUUAAUUAUUUUACAGAACAAUCAUGCAAAAUGAUGCUUUGAAACUGCAGCUAGAGUAAAAUAUUUUAAGUGUUAACAGAGAGCAGAGUUGCUGACACAGUCUGCUCUCACUAUCCUGAAUUUGCACUGGACAUUAACCAAACUUCUGAAUAUUUGAGCAAUGAGAUUUGUAUUAUAUUUGCAAACAAACUAGCAGAUUUUUGAAGAUGUUUUUGAAAGACAGGAUGUCAAAUAAAUGCACUUUUUUAGGACGAUUUGUACAACAAGAUGCAUGCAGACACCUAGAUGAAACAUUCCAGAUAUGUUUGUACAUGAAUUAUUUUUUUAACGUCUCAUGUUGUUACUUUGAAAAGGAAGACUGAAAAAUAUCCCACGUCAGGAUAGGACGGAGGAAGAGAAUAAAUUAUUCCAGAUUUACUGAA